Molecule: messenger RNA, 55140 nt
Organism: Podarcis lilfordi (Lilford's wall lizard)
Lineage: Eukaryota; Metazoa; Chordata; Lepidosauria; Squamata; Lacertidae
Source: the annotation of a GenBank genome assembly
GGAGCAAGCCGGGAGCUCAGAGGUCUGCUCUGACUGCGCGCUCUUGUCAAAAGCCUUCUGGAGAGCAGAGACCCUCCGUGCCAAAAGGAAACGGAGUUUGAACCCAAGAGAGGCUGCUGUUUGGAGACUGGAACUUAUUUCACAAGCUCCGGAAAGACGAUGGGACGCUUUUGCAAAGGGAUAAGGCCAGGAAUUCCUAGUAUGUCUGUUUUCUUCCUCUUGCAUUUCUAAGCUGCUUAAAUGUUGCUACUGCUUCCUUCUCAGAAUGCUUUGCAAAUAAGCAGCGUACCUCGGAAUGUUGUUUGCAAAUUUGAUAAUUCCCCUUCCAUUUUAAACUUCGGUCUUGAGAUGGGGGUGGGGGUGGUUGAGAUUCAGAGGCAAGCUGCGUCAGCCCCCAGCCCCAAUUCUAAAAUGUGUGCUUGCAUGGAAGAGGAUGAAUUAUGCUUUGUAAGGAUCAAUUACGCUACUUAGCCAACUUUGAUCUACCCUUUAUGCUGUAGGCAGGGUGCGGUAGAGUCAAGGUCCCUUAGUGCAGCUCCACUCUGUCGUCUUAAUGUCCCUGAAGUCCUCAGUCGUACGUGCAGUCUAAAGGCAGAGCGACUUGGAGGCUUCUCUUGUAUCACAGUGCAAAUCUAUGGGUGAAGCAGGGUUUCUCUUAACUGCGUGAGCAGGAAAUGUCAUCGCUUUGGUUUAAAUGACAGGAAGCGGGUGUGGGUGUAUUUGGGCCAUUUAUCUUGGACACUUGAGGUGUCUAUUUUUUUUAGCACCCACCUUAUUUCUGUGAUGUUGUUGUUUAGUUGUUUAGUCGUGUCUGGCUCUUUGUGACCCCAUGGACCAGAGCACGCCAGGCACUCCUGUCUUCCACUGCCUCCCGCAGUUUGGUCAAACUCAUGCUGGUAGCUUUGAGAACACUGUCCCACCAUCUCGUCCUCCGUCGUCCCCUUCUCCUUGUGCCCUCCAUCUUUUCCAGCAUCAGGGUCUUUUCCAGGGAGUCUUCUCUUCUCAUUAGGUAGCCAAAGUCUUGGAGCCUCAGCUUCAGGAUCUGUCCUUCCAGUGAGCACUCAGGGCUGCUUUCCUUAAGAAUGGAUGCGUUUGAUCUUCUUGCAGUCCAUGGGACUCUCAAGAGUCUCCUCCAGCACCAGAAUUCAAAAGCAUCCAUUCUUCGGCGAUCAGUCUUCUUUAUGGUCCAGCUCUCACUGCCAUACAUCACUACUGGGAAAACCAUAGCUUUAACUAUACGGACCUUUGUUGGCAAGGUGAUGUCUCUGCUUUUUAAGAUGCUGUCUAAGUUUGUCAUUGCAUUUCUGUGAUAGUAAGUUGCUUUAAACUGUUUUUAGCAUCGUCUUUUAAUGUUUUAGCCCACCACGGGACCUUAGAUUGAAGGGCAGGCGAAUAAUGAUAAUGAUGAUAAUAAUUAUUAUAAUAAUAAUAAUAAUAAUAAUAAUAAUACACAGCUGGACCUGGGAUAGCUCAGUUGGAAGAGCAUGGAUCUCAUCUCAAGGUCAUGGGUUCGAACCCCACAUUGGGCAAAAGAUUCCUGCAUUGAAGAGGGUUGGACUAGAUGACCCUUGUGGCCCCUUCCAAUUCUAUUAUUUUUCACCCCACACAUAGGUAGUUCUUUUCUGCUCUAGACACUGUGAUGAAGUUGAUUGGGAUUUAAUCAAUGUGAUUUUCUAAGAGAUUUCCUUCUUUCUUUUUGUACCAGCCCUGUCGGCAAAAUAGCAAGCUUUAGAUGGUACAUUGGGACAUCAGAAAUGGCUUCAUUCAGAGCUGGGUCACUAGUGCUUCUAGCUCAGUAUUGUUUACACUGACUGGCAGCUGCUAUCCAGGGCAGGGGGCUUUCCCAGCCUUCCUUGAAGAAGCCUGGGAUUGUACCUGGGACCUCCUGGAUGCAAGGCAGGUGCUCACCCACUGAACUGCAUCCCUUCCCCUUAACCAGGUAGGAAGAAAGCAGGGAUGAUGCUCGUUUUACAGGUGUCUGGUACCCGGCCCACCUCUGGGGUUUCACAGGUACUCAGCAGUGCAGUGUUCUCAAGGCUGUGCAAAUGCAAGUAUUUCUGUGCCUCUAGGGACGCAGGUGGCACUGUGCGUUAAACCACAGAGCCUAGGACUUGCCGAUCAGAAGGUCGGUGGUUCGAAUCCCCACAACGGGGUGAGCUCCCGUUGCUCUGUCACUGCUCCUGCCAACCUAGCAGUUCGAAAGCACGUCAAAGUGCAAGUAGAUAAAUAGGUACUGCUCUGGCGGGAAGGUAAAUGAUGUUUCCGUGCGCUGCUCUGGUUCGCCAGAAGUGGCUUAGUCAUGCUGGCUACAUGACCCGGAAGCUGUACGCCGGCUCCCUCAGCCAAUAAAGCGAGAUGAGCGCCGCAACCCCAGAGUCGCCCACGACUAGACCUAAUGGUUACCUUUACCUAGUGACAUCUCAAUAGCUUGAUCACUGUGCAGAUGUGAUAUACGGGGAAAGGCCGUAGCUUAGUGGCAGAGCCUGACCUGCAUGCAGAAGGUCCCAGGCGUUCGGUGUUUGCCAAGGAAAGAAUCUCCUUGAUUUACAGCUGGAAAGGAACAUUUGGCUCCUCACGACCCUGUUAAAAUGGCAAGAGAGGAGGGAAACGGAUAGCCCAGGGCAGCCUGUCAAACAGACUGCCCGCGAGAUGGCUGAAGAGGAGGAAUUGAAGUGGUUCUGAGAGGCCUCGACGUAGCAGAGUUGCAUCUGGAAGCUGUUAAGCUCCUCAAAGGACUCCACCCCACCUCUGAACUGGCGAUGGGUCUGGAAAAGGGUAGGACUUGCAACAGAUCUGCCAGCGUGCGGGUGUGUGCAGACCAGUUUUUAAGUGGAGUUAAAAGGUGCAACGAUGAAGGCAUUUGUUUAUUUUGUCCCUGCCUAGGAAAACCAGUUUGCUGGCCUACAGUUCCCAUCAUCCCUGACCAUGGUGCCUGGGGCUGAUGAGAGUUGUAGUCCAAUAACUUUCUGGAGGACUACGGGCCAACCACCCCUGGAGUGCAAAUUCCCACCCAGCAUGGACAAUGGUUGGGGGAAACAAAUUGAUUUAUUACAGCAUAACCUUUCAUGGAUUACGGCAUCAGCUUUCACUGCAAUAAAUUUGCCCACGGGGUCCCAUUCCCCUGCUGAAAUUAGGCACAUUUGUACAAAAUGUGUAUUUGGCGAAAGUGUGCAUGAAAUUGCAUAUAUUAGUGAAAAAUUGCAUACAGAAAUGCAUUACAUUGGGGGGGGUUGCUUUCAAAAGUGUGCAUGUUAGGCAAAACUGCAUACCAGUUUGUGUAUAUUGGGGGGGGGGGGAAAUAUACGGAUGGGUUUUCAUGAGCCCUUGUUUAAAAAAAAAUAUCACAAAGUGAAAAAGAAAUGUAACAAACUGAAUUGAAGGUUGUACAAAGGAGAGACUGAGGAAACGAGCAAAUUUGUACACCCCUCCGUACUGUGGCCGUAUUGGAAACCAUUGCUCAGUUCAGUGGGAGAGCAAUCGCCUACAGAAGGUUCCAGGUUAAAUCCCUGGUGUCUCCAGUUAUGGAAAAGGGGUCUCAGGUACCAGGUGAUGUGAAAGAGGUCUUUCUCCUUCAGCCUUUGGAGAUCUUCAGCAUUAUCAGAGUAGACAACACCGUAUUAGUUGGACAGCCUGACCAAUGUAAAAUAAAAAUAGCCAGUGCAGUGCCCUUGAUGUUGUUGGGCUGCAACUCAUAUUGUCUAUAAGAUGUCACAGGACUCUCUGCUGUGGAUUUUUGCCAAUGUCAUAUUGUUCUUAUGCAUAUCAAUGGUGCGGCCACACUUGAGAUAUUACUGCGCACGUCCUGUUCUGAGCCAGUACUGUCCCCCCACAAAAAAACCUUCUUUUUAAGCACCACUAGGGGGAGCACUCCUCUUUUCUAGCUGCCAGAGCAUUCCUUGGUCAAAGGAAAAUCUGAUUCUGCAAGUGACUCAAAUGGAAACUAUGGCAGUGAAUCAAAAUCGCGCAGAAUUGGAGUGCGUCAUAGCAAAUCGAAUGGGGGGGGAACUUAAGGAGGGUCUUGGAUCUCUGCAUGGCAGACUGAUCUUAAGAGAGCCCCCUCUUUAUUCUCAGAGGUCCUCCCAACAUCAUUUUUAUUGUGCUUUUAUGUUUAUUUGUGCUCAGGUUGGUGUCAGGGCCGUUCUAAACAAUCUCAAUACUGUUUGCAAAUUGUUUUGAAUUGGUGCAUGUGACGUUGUGGUUAGAGUGGACAACUAGACCCUGGGAGACCAGAGUUCAAGUCAGCAGCUAAAUCGGGCGUUUUCGUUUGCACUAAGUGAAGCCAGAGUUCGACUGACUUGAACGGCAGCUUUAAAGUGCUGGAUCAUGUCCUAAACGUGCAAAGGAGGGAGGUCAGAGAAUGUGGUGUCGUGAGGAGCUGUUAGGUCGCUGUGCUAAAUGAAGGGCUUGCUCUACAAAGAACUCACCCAUACUUAAACCUUGCCUAGAACCUUGAGGACUUGAAAACUGCCCUUUUAAAAUGAAAACGAAAAAUGAAAACAGGGUCUCUCAUGUUUCUGCUUAGAGAAUAGCUCCUGCAUUUGAAGCUAAGCCCCUGACACAAGGCGUUGUUGAAACUGACUUCAAUGCUUUUAGGUCCCCCAAAAGCAGUUUAUCAAAUAUAUGCUUUUGUUCAUGAGGAUGAGUUGCACUAUCCAUUUAAAGCACUGUCAUACCACUUUAAACAGUCCCAGCUCUCCUACAAAAAUAAAAAAUAAUAAAUCCUGGGAACUGUAGUUUGUUAAGGGUGCUGAGAGUUGUUAGGAGACUGCCUUUCAGAGCUACAGUUCCCAGCACCCUUAACAAACCAAAGUUCCCAGGGUUCUUGUUUGGUGGGGAAGCCAUGACUGCUAAAGCAGUGCAGGAGUACUUUAAAUGUAUAGUGCAGAUGUCAAGCGUGUUUCAGUGGCUUUCGAAAGAUCACACCCAGUUGUAGAAUGAUGCUGUUGUGCUCUGUGCCACAAUAGGUUACCAUACAGUGUCAUCUUGCAUCUGUGCAUGGAGUCUGGCCGGUGGAGGUGACUCCUCUUUCUGAGCGCCUGCCGAUCUGACUCCUGCCCAGAGAGGAAUUUCAGCGGACCCCUUUUCUGAUCUACUUUUAUGGCUGCCGUCGUCCUUCCCGUGUAGGACAAUGGAGCCGUUUGUUGUUCUGCCUAGUUAUUUCCUCUGCACUCUGCAGGGAGAAACAGUUAAGCCGUGCCCUCUUCAAGGGGGUGACAAAUUUCAGCUUCCUUUGCAAGUAGGUGGGCAGCCAUGUAUUCGCCUGUUUUGCUUGUCACAUCUGCAUUGGCCUGAGUGGCGCUCUUACAUUCCUAUAGCAAAGUGGUUUCAUCCUGGCAAGCAUUUGGACAUGAUGCUGCCUGGAGGCAGCACACAAGCUCCUCCGAGCUUCCUGGAGGAGAACUGGGAUCUCAGUGAAAUGAUAAUCGCCAGCAUGGAGGCCAGGGAGGCGUGUUGCAUGUAGAAACCAGCCUAGUGUAAAGGUAAAGGGACCCCUGACCAUUAGGUCCAGUCGUGGCCGACUCUGGGGUUGUGGCGCUCAUCUCGCUUUACUGGCCGAGGGAGCCGGCGUACAGCUUCCAGGUCAUGUGGCCAGCAUGACUAAGCCUAUUUAUCUACUUGCACUUGGACAUGCUUUUCAACUGCUAGGUUGGCAGGAGCAGGGACCAAGCAAUGGGAGCUCACUCUGUUGCGGUGAUUCGAACCGCCGACCUUCUGAUCGGCAAGUCCUAGGCUCAGUGGUUUAGACCACAGUGCCACCCGUGCCCCUUGUGUACGAAGGCCAAAUUUACAUUGCUGCUCCACCCACUCUGGCCCCUGGCCCCACCACCACUCUUCUAUAGUAGGGUUACCAAACAUCCCUGGUACCUGGGGACAGUCCCCGGAUUUGCAAAUCUGUCCCCGGACAAAUUCCAUCCCCGGAAUGUCCCCAAAUUUGCAAAUCUGUCCCCAGGAAACAUGGCAGCGGCAGCCUCAGCCUCAGCCUCAGCAGCCCGGAGCCAGCCUGGUAGUGCAGUUGGCUCUGGCUGGCUUCAGGAACUGCUCGCUCCCGCCGCCACUGCCAAAGGGGAACCAGGGACGUCUGGUGGUACAGAUCUCCUGCCCCCUUCCCCCUUUGUUUUGACAGAUUGUGGGAGGCUCAGGAGUUGCAAGUGGGUGGCUGUUGCCCAGGAGGGGCGCAAGGUGUGCAGUUUCUCUGCCAGGCAAGGUGCAAAGCCCUUCUUUCGCACCCUGUGAAACAUAAAUGCACAGAGUUUUUAAAAAACUGGGCAACAGCUGCCCGUCCGCGACUCCUGAGCCUCCCCCUGUCAGUCAAAACAAAGGGGUGAGGAGGGAGGAUAUCAGGGGAGGCUCAGGAGUCACGGGUGGGUGGCGCGCCAUUGCUGUUUUAAAAAAACCUCUGUGCAUUUAUGUUUCACAGGGUGCGAAAGAAGGGCUUUGCACCUUUAUACACUGUGCAUGUGUGCUUGGGCCCAGGGUCUUUUGCCUCACCAUCCCCACUACUGACUCCCUGUUGCUACUCAGCUUCAAAAAUUAAAAAAAAGUGUCCCUGGAUUCAUUGAAAAAAAUCUGGUAACCAUAUUAGGGAUUCCCAGAUCUGAUCCUUAUGCAACAUGGGGGGUCACGGUCUCGAGCCAAGGUGGGCCAUUGCAGUCCAUUGACCUCAUUCUGUGCACGAUGCUCUGCGCAUAAUGAGCCAGGCCAGAGACUGUGACUUUAUAAGACUGGGAGGGGCGGGGGCUGACUUCUACUGAGCUGGUAGCUGCAGUGAAUCCUGGGAGCUUCUCAGCCAAGGAAAGAGCAGACAGUUACCGUAUUUUUCGCUCCAUAAGACACACUUUUUUCUUCCUAAAAAGUAAGGGGAAAUGUCUGUGCCUCUUAUGGAGCAAAUGUGUGGUCCCUGGAGCCGAAUUGCCCAGGGGCAAAAAGCAGAUCAUGCUCUCUUUUUUUUUUGAAAGGGGGUGUUCAAAGGAAGCAGCUGAUCGGCAAGCGAUCGGGGAGGGAGAUAAGGGACGCUAGAGAUAAAGGAGGCUGCCUGGGACGGGAGAGGUAAAAGCCCAUGGAUCCUCAGGAUUUUUGCAUUGGGUCACACCAAAUUCACCAUCUGAUCACAUAGCAUGUCCAUGGCUACAGCCUGCACCACAAAAAUCAUAUAGCCACUGUUUCGUUCAGAAUAUUUUUUUUCUUGUUUUCCUCCUCUAAAAACUAGGUGCAUCUUAUGGUCAGGUGCGUCUUUUGGAGCGAAAAAUACUUAUUGCCAAAGAUACUCACAUCUGUCUAGCAUCUAGGCAGCUGUGGUGUAGUGGUUAAGAGCGGUAGUCUUAUAAUCUGGUGAACUGGGUUCGUGUCUCCGCUCCUCCACAUGCAGCUGCUGGGUGACCUUGGGCUAGUCACACUUCUCGGAAGUCUCUCAGCCCCACUCACCUCACAGAGUGUUUGUUGUGGGGGAGGAAGGGAAAGGAAAAUGUUAGCCGCUUUGAGACUCCUUCGGGUAGUGAUAAAGUGGGAUAUCAAAUCCAAACUCCUCUUCUUCUUCUCUAUGGAGCAAUUGCAGCAACUGAGGACCACUCCCCCUCCACCAGUUUAUGUACCUUCGCCUGACAUAGCCAGAGACUAUGCCUGAACGGAAGCUUCCUCUGUUCCUCCCACUUCACUUCUUUCCUGGUUCUGGGAGACAGUGGUGCAAGGAAGCGGAGGAAAGCACCUGGCCCAUCGCUAGCCUGUCCUGCCUCUUCCUCCAGCUCUGGAGCUUCCCCUGCCUCCUGAUUCUUGCCUCCUGGCUGGUACAGGUCCCCAGAAACCACUGCUCCCCCUCUCCCAAAUCAGACUCCAGCCUCCUUUCCCCCGGUCCACACUCCUCAGAGUCCUGCCUGUCCCUGAACACAGUGCCACCCUCUGGCUGUUUGCAGUAGUGUCGCUGAAGUACAACAGUGAGCUGGUGAGACUUUCUACGUUGACAAGUUUACCACGGUGGCUCAGAAUAGGGCAAAUGGGACCCGCUUAAAGUUUCCCUGGCUGAAGAUCCUCGGAACCUUAUCAAGAAAAACUUGCCGGCACAUUUUCAGCCUUUUCCCUCAUCGUGUGGUUUAGAAAGUUAGUGUCUUACCUUCUCAUAUUCUGCGCGCCAGAGUUGUAAGAAAGAACAGUUUUGCAGGAUCGUGCGCAGUUGUAUCACACACAGGGGAAGAACACAAAGGCUGUUCUUUAUUCCACACCCUGCUGUUGUUUAUUCUGCACCAUCGCCUGGUGUUCGGAGGUUUGCUGCUUCUGAACAUGGUUCGACAUACCUAUUGCAAUCAAUAGCUAUUGAUACACCUCCUUCAAAUUUGUCUCAACCUUUUAUUUUAAUUUUAUUUUUCUUUUAAACAUGGAAACUAGUUAGCUGGUGAGUGUUGGGCCGUCUUGCAGCAAGACAUUCCUUACGUUAACUGAGCAUUGUGUGUGGCGUAUCCCAUAAGUUAAUAAGUUUGUGUGGGGCAUGCCCUGCCCUGAUUCCCGGAUUCUGUGCGUACAUGAGCAUCAAAUGGCGACUCUGGGGUUAAAGCUCAGGGUUUGUGGUCAAAAAGACAAUGGGUACAUUCAGCAGUUGCAGCUCGUUCCUCUGCGCAUCCCUGCACCACAGAGAGGAAGAUGACUGUCUUUAUGUGCACACACAUACACCACCUCCAGUGAUGUAUCAGUUUUGCACAGGCUGCCGACUCUCCAAAGCACACGGCCUCCAGAGAUUACGCUUUCAAUGGGCCAAUUGUGGAGUUCAGAUAAAGACUCCCUUGACACGGAUGGGCUGUGGCCAAAGGUCCCUGAACAAUCUGACCAUGGAGCAGAGGGCAUAAACUAUUUUCUUAGCAAAGGGAUGGAGGAAGAAGAAGAAUAGGAGCGUGUUUGGCAGCUGAAAUUUGCUAGCCACCCCAGAACAAAGCAGAGCGUUCUGCAAACUUUCCUCUGGUUGCUCAGCUAUGAUGCCUGCCUUGCUCUUUCCAGAGCUGCAGAGAUGAUCUCUGGCCGCAGAUCCUGGUGGGAAGGUUUUCUCAGGAGGAGAACUCGUUUUCUGCCAUGUUUCCAGAUGCUGUUAACAUGGAUUGGGGAUUGCCUAAUAUAAACAUCUGUGAAAUUACCACCAUCCGCCCCUGGUCAGAGGAUCUGGCUUUGGAGCUUAAGGAUUCCAGAUGUGCCUGCCUGAUGCCAAGCCGAAAACAGAAAGAGGAGCCGAGCCGAUGAGAUGGAUGUUCCGGCCGUGGUUAGGUCCCGGUAAUUGGGGACACGUGGGGGACUGCACUUCUUUUGAGGGGUUGCUCUUGCCUUAGCGGUGGAGCGUUGCUAGGUUCUCAAAUAUAUAUUUCCCAUCCGCUGUCCUGCGUGUGCCACUGACUGCGCUGCAGCCCAGAUGCUGCUGAAAGACCGUUUGUCAAAUGGAAACCACAAGAGACAGAAGUUUUGGCAACUCCGAGUAAGUGACUAUUCAGAUUUGUUAAAUACGGGAGGAGGGGAGUGUCUAGCACUGAGCAGCGGAGACAUCUGUUUUCCUUGUUCCUUUUAUUAUUAUUAUAAUUUGGAGGGUCAUUUCAGAUAGAAAAAGUCUUACAUCAAUCUUUAAAAGAAGUCCAAGCGCACAGUUCAAAACGUUUGCUGCUUAACUUGUAAUUUUCCUUCAUAGAAGCGUGUCUGAGCAUUUGUUCCAACAUUUUGACAGUAGCCCUAGUUAGUUUGCAAUAAGCACUCAGGAUGGCAUUUUUUACUUUUAAUAGGCUCUAUAACCUACAGUGGCGCUGUGGGUUAAACCACAGAGCCUAGGACUUGCCGAUCAGAAGGUCGGUGGUUUGAAUCCCCACGAUGGGGUGAGCUCCCGUUGCUCUGUCCCUGCUCCUGCCAACCUAGCAGUUCGAAAGCACGUCAAAGUGCAAGUAGAUAAAUAGUUACCGCUCCGGCGGGAAGGUAAACGGCAUUUCUGUGCGCUGCUCUGGUUUGCCAGAAGCUCCUUAGUCAUGCUGGCCAUAUGACCCGGAAGCUGUACGCCGCCUCCCUCAGCCAAUAAAGCGAGAUGAGCACCACAACCCCAGAGUCGGUCACAACUGGACCUAAUGGUCAGGGGUCCCUUUACCUUUACCUAUGUUCCUAUUAGGGGAAGGGCCAAAUCUCAGUGAAUUACUGUAUUUUCUGGUGUAUAAGACUACUUUUUAACCCAGGAAAAUCUUCUCAAAAGUCGGGGGUCGUCUUAUAUGCCAGCUACAGCAGCAACUCCUGCAGCAACUCCCCACCAAAGGAUAAAACGACAGCAAAUUAAAUCAGAGGACACCAAGCUCUCUAGAUGAAGCAGAAAUACGCUUGAAAAUUGGCCCUAGCAGCCCCCGGCCACUGGGAAGUGGAGCGGAUUUCCGAGCCAGACCGGAGACUGGUUUUUUAAAUUUUUAUUUGGUGUGCGUUGGAAGAGGGGUAGUCUUAUACGGCGAGUAUAUCCCAAACUCUAUAUUUUAACUGGAAAAGUUGGGGGGUCGUCUUAUACGCCCAGUCUUAUAUGCCAGAAAAUAUGGUAGCACUUCCCUUGAAUGCAGACGGUGCCAAGUUCAACCCGCAGCACCAUCUCAAUCAGCCUAAUAGCAGGUCUAUGUUCCUGCGCAUAAUCAUGCGCGAAACAUGAAGCAAUAAAAGAAGAACCCCUUUAUUCUUCCAGUUAUUUUUUAUUCUUCUUUCUAGGAUUUUUGGCUUCCCAACUUGGCAAUCCAGUGGGAAGCAGGUCCUGUUGUUGGAGGGAUAUCUGUUCCAGAUGGUUGGAUGGGCCGCCCUGUAACGAAACCACUUCCGUAUUCACGCGUGUAUAAAACCAGGCAAAGCUUUGGCCCGGGAGGAGACUCCGACCUGAGGAAUGUGGAGAGAGGCAUUUCCCCAUUAUAAUAAUGAUAAUGAUUAUUAUUUUUAAAUACCCAGUGAUCCGCAUUGUUGUAGCUCCUGAUGAGGAGGGAGCUCCGCCAAGGGGAGCCAAAGCAAAUAUUUGCAGCACGGGCUGAGAUUGCCCGAAGGAGGGGUUGCAGGAUGCAGGCGUGUGCUCUGAUGGCCGUGGAAAGGGAUGCUGGCUUCAUUCAGCGACUCGUGCUGAGGGUGUGCUAAGGGGAGGACAAGGGUCAUUGGCAAGAACUGGAUCUCUGCUUCAACCCCUAACAAGGGGCACACUGGAAAGUGCCAUUUUCAGAGUCAGACCAUUGGUCCAUGUAGUUCAGGAUUGUUGACACUGACCAGCAGCAGACUUCCGGGUUGGCGCCAUCGCCGAAUGGCGGACUCCCUCCGAGCUCCGGAGGGAGUCUGCUCGGCAGGGGCUGGGUCCUACCGCGCCGGCGACGCGGGGACCCUUAAAACCACGGGCACGGAGUCCGUGGACAUGGGUGACUCGGCUUGCACCAUUAGCGCCCUCCCGACUCGUGAAGGAGCCUUUUAAAGGCUUCGGAUCGGGUGCCGGGAGCGGCGUGGUGCUUUGAGUCCUCUGCUUUCCCUGCCGAGCGCAGCCGCAUGCCAUUCGACGGAGAGCGCUGACUUCUUCCAUUGAAAAUUUGGACUAUUAACAACAACCCGUGAGUAAUUGGGAAACCGGGUUCAAAAUUUCGGAUUUGGCACGAGCGGGGCGAUUUAAAAGGAAGUCAAUCCCCCCCCCCUACUGUAAGCAUUCCAAAACAAGGACUGGGUAACCAAGGUCCAAAGGGAAGUAUAUUCUUGAUAAAAACCAUUAAUUUCACGAUGGGAAAUUAUAAGAACUGUGCUGGAGGAGAAGAGUGGAGGGUGAGAAGAAAAAUGCAACCCCCCCCCCCUGGGAACCGGGGCGAUUCGUGGAGCCUGGUGAAGAGAGACGGAGACUUUGACAGCUGUCAAAGUGGCUGUCAAAGUUGGAGAAUAUAAAGAGGACUUUGUUAUGAGGACUUUGCCGGUUAAUUUUGCUACAAUUUGCUACAAUAUGGAUAUAAACUGUUGGAAAAUAAGCAACAAUUUGACUUUUGGAUUAGAGGAUACAAAGUUAUUACAAUCCCCUAGAGGGGUUUCGGGAUAUUACAAGAACGGUCGUAAGUGGAAAAAUACUCUGGGAUUCGCACAGGACUUGUUAUCUUUUGGGAAAGCUGCAAAACUGAAAUAGUAUUUUGUCUACAGAGGUAUUUACAUUAAAGGAGACAAUAGAAUUUUCUAUUGAAGAAAGGAAGGGACUGGACGUAAGUUUUGUUCCUGAAUAACAAACCUCUGCAGAGAUACCAGAUUUCUGAAUUAGAAAGUUUUAGCAGCUGAACAGGACAAGAAACCUGAGAAAGUGAGGAAAAGAAGAACAAAGGACUGAUUACGACACGGAAAGAACAACGGGAGGAGUGGUAAAGAUCAAGGAAAUUAAAGGCCUUUGUUAGAUUGGACACUUGAAGUUACAUAUUAUUAAUAAAUUAAAAGAAAACCGGCAAGAUGGAAUCGGGGAGAAAUUUGGUCAUGAAUUGAGACUUCCAAGCUGAUAAUGCAUAGACUGAUGGAUAGGGGGAAUUCAAACCGGGGAAGGGGGGGGGGGGGGAGAUUUGAAAUCCAAAGGCUGUGUAACCAUCUUUUGAAUUUUUCUAUAUCUUUUAUUUUUUAUUUUUUUAAAUAACUUACGCAUGUCAUUUUAUUUUGAUUGGACGUGUUUAAAUAAAGGGAAUUCGUGGAAGGAACUGGGGUGGAUAUUGGGGAAAAUCUUUUUCUUUUUCUUGUUAAUGAUGUGGGACGGUGGUAAGAUUUGUACAAUUCAAUUUGGAUAGUGGGUUAAACAAAUUAAGCUUCAAAUUGGGAGUGAGAGCUUGUAGAACUAAAUUAAGGAAAGGGGAAUACAGUCGGGGGGGGGGGAGGGGGGGAGUCCCAGAAAGUAGGCAAUGAAAGUAAGGUUUUUAAAUAUCUCUUUUUCUUUUUCUUUUUUUUCUUUGUAUUUUUAUAUUUUUGGAAACUUUAAUAAAUAUGAUUAAAAAAAAAAAAAAAAAAAGACACUGACCAGCAGCAGCCCUUGAGGGUGUCAGGCAGGCGUCGCUCCCAGUCCUUCCAGGAGGUACUGAAGAUUGGACCUGGGGAGAAGUGGUGUAGUGGUUAAGAGCGAUAGACUCGUAAUCUGGUGAACUGGGUUCGCGUCUCCGCUCCUCCACAUGCAGCUGCUGGGUGACCUUGGGCUAGUCACACUUCUCUGAAGUCUCUCAGCCCCACUCACCUCACAGAGUGUUUGUUGUGGGGGAGGAAGGGAAAGGAGAAUGUUAGCCGCUUUGAGACUCCUUCGGGUAGUGAUAAAGCGGGAUAUCAAAUCCAAAGUCGUCUUCUUCUUCUUCUUCUUCCUCCUUCCCCUCCAUUCACACUCCUGUUGCUUAGCCUGUUCCAGUUCCCCACAUCCCAGUACAGUGGUACCUCGGGUUACAUACGCUUCAGGUUACAUACGCUUCAGGUUACACACUCUGCUAACCCAGAAAUAGUACCUCAGGUUAAGAACUUUGUUUCAGGAUGAGAACAGAAAUCAUGCAGCGGCGGCAGCAGGAGGCCCCAUUAGCUAAAGUGGUGCUUCAGGUUAAGAACAGUUUCAGGUUAAGAAUGGACCUCUGGAACGAAUUAAGUACUUAACCCGAGGUACCACUGUAUAACUCCCCUGGAGCUAGACUUUCCUAGUUUCAAGAGACAGAGGGUUGUUCCAGACGCCCUGUUUCCUGAGUGUUUGUCCUAAUUUUCUUGCAAGAAGCUUACAAGGAGGGUAGACUGUGGCACAGUCUUAACCAAACUCUUGUUCUGAUUCAUUUAGGGGGUAGUUUAUAUAUGACAAUUUGUCCUGCAUUUGUCCUGACUUGCUUGCGGCAUGUUUUCAUGUCUUCUCGUUACUAAUUCAUUCAUUUCCAGACUUUUCAGAGCAUUUUCUCAUCACUUUCAAGAGCCCUUUAAUGCAUGUGUAUUUAAAUGCUGCCAAUCUAGCAGUUCGAAAGCACGUCAAAGUGCAAGUAGAUAAAUAGGUACUGCUCUGGUGGGAAGGUAAACGGCGUUUCCGUGCGCUGCUCUGGUUCGCCAGAAGCGGCUUCGUCAUGCUGGCCACAUGACCCAGAAGCUGUACGCCGACUCCCUCGGCCACUAAAGUGAGAUGAGCGCCGCAACCCCAGAGUCGUCCGCGACUGGACCUAACGGUCAGGGGUCCUUUACCUUUAUUUAAAUGCACACAGGGGCUGGCUGGAGGCACCCACAAAACCCAGAUUGUGGGAUAACCAGCCUCAUGUAACCAACAUGCUUAAGUCUGAUUAAGGCACAGAGGAGUUAAGACCACAGAGUAAGCUGCCCUGCCAGGCUUAGCUCACCUUGGAAGGAACUAGGUAAUCAGGCCUAGUGUUCUUUCCUGGUAUACCUGAUGAACUCAGCCUAUGAAGAGGCUACACUGAUGGCUCCAGCUUAGCCACAUGGCUCUAACAAGCCUUUCUUGAUAGAAAUACAUCAAUGAGACUCUUAAUUUCAGGGUUACGGGUUUGAGCCCCACGUUGGGCGAAAUAUUCCUGCAUUUCAGGGGAUUGGAUUAGAUGACCCUUGUGGUCCCUUCCAGGUCUACAAUUCUAAUUAUCUCUGGCAGGAGUCCUUCUCAGUCCUGCUACCUGGGACCCAUUCAUUCAUUCAUUCAUUCAUUCAUAAAUAUGAAUAUUUAUCUUGCCUCCAAGGAGCUCAAAAUUGCACACACUGUUCUUCCUCUCUCCACAACAUCCUCACAGCAGCCAUAUGAGGUAGGCUCUGUUGAGUGUUGGUGACUGGGCCAAGGUCACCCAAUGAGCUUCAUGGCUAAGUGGGAGUUUGCACCCUGAUCCCCCAGGCCCUGGUCCAACAUGUUAAACCGCUUGGACCAUGAAGCCUCACCCCACCUGUCUUACACCUGAUGCCAUACUGAACAUCAGGUGUGGGGCAGGUGAAAGCCUGGUUCAGCCUAAAGGGGGUUUGCAGGCUCAGCUGAUCGGCCGGGCCUGCAAAGCCUCAUGGAGAGUUCUGGGCAAUCUAGCACCUUGAAGGGGGCACCUGAGGACCUCAGUGGGCAAGAAGGAUCACCUGAUUUCAUUGUGACACCACAUGAUUGACAAAUGGCCAGCGCCACAGUGGGUGGGGGGAUGUAGUAAUCUGGCCCACCAGUCCCCUACCCCAUCCUGAUCUAACCACUACUGUGCUGGUCCCGGGGGGCGGGGGUUGCCGUGCGGUGUGGUCUGAGUCCGGUCCAAGUCAAGGAUAUGGAGGCUGUCCAUCAAGGGCGAAGCGGGCUCCAAGGCAAGGAGCCGGGCAUGGUCAGGAACUCUGGAAGAGCAGGACAGGGUGCUGGCAGGAACAGGUUACCAACAAUGUUGCUCCCGCAACCUGGGACUGGGCUGGCUGACCUUUGAGGCAUAGGGUGGUCCCGGCCCACAGGUGACUCGCCUCUCCUGGCCUGGAGGCGAGCACUCCUCCUGCAGGAACUUAUUUCCCUCCGCCUCUCUGCCCUGAGCCUCUGCAGCUCCGGAGAGGCUGGAGGGAUACUGGACCCAGAGGCAACCUCACCUUCCCCUGACAGGGCUGGGAGAGGCAAUGGGUCCUCAAUCACCUCCGGAGCCAGAGCAGAUUCAGCUGGUGUCUGCUCCUGAGGUGCGGGCCCUUCAGGUUCAAGCCCCUGCCCCAGCUCAGCCGGCCCUGGAGGCGGGGACUCCUGUGCAGGCUGGGAUUCCUCAGGUUCAGCCUCUGAAUUGGAUUCCCAGGCCAUCACAACUACACUAGUGUAGGACAGCAGGGGUUGAACCUGUGGACUUUGCGCACAGAGUUGCUCUUCCUCCGUAGCGCCAUGCCUGCACUCUGCCACUGGCUUCCCGUGAAAAAUCCAGGUGAAACUGGAUUCAGUAUGAGGUUGACCUCACCCCUUGGCAAAAGCACUGCCAUCCUGCUCUUAAUUACCCCUUGGCAGUGGUCAAGAGAGGAGUUUCACAACCGGUGGUGGAAAAUUAGAGGAGGAUUGAAACAGCAAUAUUGUGGCCUUUAGGAAUGUCUUGUUCAUUUCCUGCUCCCUUGCCAGAGCAUUAAGAUACGGACCGGUAGAGAGCUUCGGACCCUGAAUUGCUUGUAUAUUUGACUCACGGAGCUGAGCUACACCUAGUUCCAGCUAUUGAAAUGCCGGCAGCCGUCCCUGGCUCACAGGAACUGACCCUUCCAUUGUUGGAGGAAGCUGCGAUGACAUACAGGGUUUAUUACCUAUUCUUUCUUUCCAUGCGUGUGCGCGUUGAGGCUGGAAUUCCAGUGGGCUGGGGCAGCUGUCUGGGGAUACGUCGGGAAGACUCGCCUUAGCAGAGGAAUGCAAAGGUUAGUUGGGGAUGGAGAAUGAUGAGCCGCCAUUUCACCUCCAGGAUCUGCUCACCCCAAGUGAAGUCCUGGGGCUGCCAGACCCCCCAACCCCAUCUUGCAAAAUCGCCCACUGUCUUUCGUGCAUGUGCAGGGAUGACUUUCAUUGGCUACAAAAAAGCAAUAGGUCCUGCUGGGUUUUUAUGUGCGGUUCCUCAGCGGCCUCCAGUUCAGGGUUUCCCAAACUUGGGUCUCCAGCUGUUUUUUGGACUACAGUUCCCAUCCUCCUUGACCACUGGUCCUGCUAGCUAGGGUUGAUGGGAGCUGUAGUCCAGAAACAGCUGGAGAACCAUGUUCUGCAUCUGCUUGCCUGUUGAAGGUUCUGGUUCUGCAAGGAAGCUUCUGAUGGGCCCUGGAGCCUUCCUUGAAUUUCCAAUUGGGGUGACUUGGGUAUGUGUUUCUUUUUUUAAAUAUCAGGGUCCUACCCAGAGGCAGAGCUAGUCGCCCAUGGCGAGUGGUGAGCAUCCCAGGAUAGCGCCGCCCAUGGCAAGCGUCCCAGGGGGGCGGGGCGGCGAUGUCACCCCCACUUAGGGAUGACACCCGGGAUGGACCGCCCCCACCACACCCCCCUUCCUCCACCAGUGGUCAUACCAUCUUAUUUUGUUGUUGUUUAGUCGUUUAGUCAUGUCCGAUUCCUGAUUCUGCACACAGGAAACACACGAACAGCACAUGCGUGCAACGUGUGCUCGUGCCGGACACAUACAUAUCGGCACAUGCCUCUCUCACAAAUGUUGUUGUUUAGUCGUUUUGUCGUGUCCAACUCUUCGUGACCCCAUGGACCAGAGCACGCCAGGCACUCCUGUCUUCCACUGCCUCCCGCAGUCUGGUCAAACUCAUGCUGGUAGCUUCGAGAACACUGUCCAACCAUCUCGUCCUCUGUCGUCCCCUUCUCCUGGUGCCCUCCAUCUUUCCCAACAUCAGGGUCUUUUCCAGGGAGUCUUCUCUUCUCAUGAGGUGGCCAGAAUAUUGAAGCCUCAGCUUCAGGAUCUGUCCUUCCAGUGAGCACUCAGUGCUGAUUUCCUUCAGAAUGGAGAAGUUUGAUCUUCUUGCAGUCCAUGGGACUCUCAAGAGUCUCCUCCAGCACCAUAAUUCAAAAGCAUCCAUUCUUCGGCGAUCAGCCUUCUUUAUGGUCCAGCUCUCACUUCCAUACAUCACUACCCACUACCCAUCUGAUUAGGACCUGGUAUAAAGCGGGUUUAUACCAGGCCCUGUGGUGGAUGGUGCCUAUGGCUUGCAAAAUGACUUAGAUUGGGUAAAGUUCCAUAUUAGGACAAAUUCACGAAUGUUUACGGGCACUUUUAAAAUUGCAAACUGAUGCGAAAAUCUGGAGAACUGAACUUUGGAGCUGAAAAAUGAGAAAACUUAAAUUGGCAAAUUUGCUCAUGCCUAACCCUAGGCUUGGGAUGUGGGUGGCGUUGUGAGUUAAACCACAGAGCCUAGGACUUGCCAAUCAGAAGGCCGGCGGUUCGAAUCCCUGCGACGGGGUGAGCUCCUGUUGCUCAGUCCCUGCUCCUGUCCACCUAGCAGUUCGAAAGCACGUCAAAGUACGUAGGUACUGCUCCGGUGGGAAGAUAAACGGCAUUUCCGUGCACUGCUCUGGUUCGCCAGCAGCGGCUUAGUCAUGCUGGCCACAUGACCCGGAAGCUGUACGCCGGCUCCCUCGGCCAAUAAAGCGAGACGAGUGCCGCAACCCCAGAGUCGGUCAGGGGUCCCUUUACCUUUAACCCUACGCCUGGUCAAUUGAGUUUUUGAACUGCCUGCUAACUGUUGCGACUCAUACUGCCUUCCCAGGCAGGCAGCCUCACUCCCAGAAGGUUCCCGAUUCAAGCUCUGGAGUUCCUGACAGCCAGAUAAUUCGGCGGUUGCAUUUCCAUUUCACAUGGGGGUCCAUGCUAGAAACAGUGCUAAAAUAAAUUGGACUUGCCUGCUGCUCCUGGCAUCAUUGUUCCAUCCUCACAGACUGUCACCUCAUUGUGCCUGCCUUAUACAGCCAGCUCUGGGCCCUACUUCCUUUUUUUUAAUAGGAGUUGGGGGGGGGUGGUAAACCCAGAUUGAGCACACAACUUCCACCAUUCAUAGAUGCUCGUUCAUUCAUGAAAAUCAUGCCACCCCACAAAGGAAGGAAAAACCCAGCGUUGAACCGGGUGGAGGUUUCGUUGCCAUGCGGAGGCCGCUGACUCGAACCUUGUUGGAGUUUAGCUCAUUUUAAUCUUUGUUUUUACAGCUGCUCCUCUCCCCUCUCCUCUCUUUCGGGGGCUCUUUAUUACUCCUCGUUCUCUGGAGUGGCUUGUUAACAGCGUGGUUAUAUGUGCUCAUAUUUCUAUAUUGGGAUGAAACAUGCACACCCCAACGCCAGAUUCCAGUUGUGGGAGGAAAAAGGACUUGCUUGCUGCUUGUGCAGACGAGGACUACACCACUUCAGACUGCGGCCGAAGGAUACUUUCUUAUCAUUGUGUCCCCCCUCCAUUAAAUAUGCACACAGAUUAAAAACUGUAGUAGACAGGCGUGGGGAACUUUCUUCAUCCUGAGAGCCACAUUGUCAGGUGUGCGUGCAGGAGCCAGGUCCUGUGACCAAUAGGACUUUGCAGGACUGGGGCCUUCCUAAGUUUGUUCUGGAGAGGCAAGGCGCGGCCACACAGGUGAGGCCCAUUGGUAACUCACAGAACCUGGUGGCAAGAGCCAGGAAGGGAUAUAAGGUCAGCAGUUCCCUUCAGCUCUUUGCCACAGCAACUUCCUUCCUGCCUUUGGCUUCUUGCUUCCUGAUCCUUGAACCUCGGCUUCUUGACUGCCUGCUUCCUGAUCCUUGAACCUCGGCUUCUUGACUCCCUGCUUCUUGAUUCUUGGACCCUUGGCUUCUUGACUCCCGGCUCUCUGACCCUCGGACUCUUGGCUUCGACUCCUGGCUUUUGGACCCCCGUUCCUGCUCCCACCCCGCCAUCUUGCUCCCGGUUCUGACGUCCCCUGCCAGGACUUUGAUCGCCCGUGAACCGGACAGUGACGCACAUUCCCUUCUGCUCAGACUUCCAGGGGACACAUGGCCAGUGGUGGUUCAGACCAGAGGCAAAAGUGGAGAGCGCAGCAAAUGUGAAUUUUGCCUUCAUACAGUAGGCUUGUUUCUGUGUACAUCUGUCAGGAGCCAGCCAGUAGUAAAUCACACUGUGCGAGUUGGAGUUAACUCUUUAUUAGGAAGAACAAGAUCUGCACAGGAGUGUCAGGAAUAAUGAACACAGCAACUCAUCUCCGGUAGGUCUUGCAGUUGCUGAGGCUGAAGGUCCCCGUCUCCCCACAGCUGCCUAAGUCCCCUCCUCUCCAAGGUUUUCCCCAAGCAAUCUGAGACUGCGCCUGCAUGAAGCAAACAUAUCUGCCCUUUUCAUGCCUCUCCUGGUUCUGGGAGACCAGUGGGAAGGGGAGGUUGUCGCAGCAGGAGGGGGAGACACCCGCGACUCUUCACCAGCCUGACUCAUCUCUGCUCUUGUCUUCUUCUCCGGCCUUAGCUUCUGUCUCUGUUUCUGGGCUUCUCUCUGCCCCAGACUCUUCCGGCUCACUAAGCCCUGUUACCUCUUCAGCUUCCGACACCUUCUUUUCCUGGUUUUCUCCCUAUGACCGCUCGUCAUCACCCCACCACUGCUCCCCGGGCUCUGAGCCUUCUUGCCUUGGGGUUCCCCAGCUGGUUCCUCCCACUAUUCCUCUGUGUUCAACCUGUCCGUGAUACACUUUUCUUUAACCUCUGUCCAAGCAAAUAAUAAUAAUAAUAAUAAUUUAUUAUUUAUACCCCACCCAUCUGGCUGGGUUUCCCCAGCCACUCUGGGUGGCUUCCAACAGAACACUAAAAUACAAUAACCUAUUAAACAUUAAAAGCUUCCCUAAACAGGGCUGCCUUCAGAUGUCUUCUAAAAGUUUGGUAGUCAUUUUUCUCUUUGACAUCUGGUGGGAGGGCGUUCCACAGGGCGGGUGCCACUACUGAGAAGGCCCUCUGCCUGGUUCCCUGUAACUUGGCUUCUCGCAGUGAGGGAACCACCAGAAGGCCCUCAGCGCUGGACCUCAGUGUCCAGGCAGAACGAUGGGGAUGGAGACGCUCCUUCAGGUAUACUGGGCCGAGGCCGAAGCACGUCCAUAAUUCAAGGUAUCCCCUCUAGCUAGUCCAGAACACUCAAGGAGGGUGUGAGGGAGGGCUGUUGAAGAGUGUGGCCUGCGGAGAAGGCAUGUGGCCAGAGGGUGAGGCCCAAGGGCCAGAGAGAGAGACUCUGAGGGCCACACAUGACCCCUGGACCUUAGAUCCCCCACUCCUGGUGUAGGCAUUUCUGAGCUAGCUAGAACAAUGGUGCAAGGCAGCUUCCUUUAUUGGGGACUGUAUUGCAACGGGACAGGACUAAGCAUCCAGUCCUCAGCUAUUUCCACACUCUCAGAAAAUACAAAAUGUGGAUCAAGUCUCAGCCUAGGAUCAGGGAAAACUCCUCUCAGCCAUGAAGCUCAUUGGGUGACCUUGGUCCAGUCUCUAGGUCACAGGGCUGUUCUGAGGAUAAAAAGGGGUGGGAGGGGGGAGGAGGAGAACCACACACACACCCAUUUGAACUCCUCGAAGGAAAGAUGGGCUGUAACCAGAACAGGGAAGUGAAAUGCUAAUGUGCUUUGUUUGGACAGCAGCUUUAUCUUUUUUUAAAAAAAAAACAAAACUUUUUUAUUCAAAAUUAAAACAAAACAUAUUAUCCAGAAACAUAUCAUCCUUUUUCCUCCCUCCCUCCCCCCUCCCACACAAAACCCACCCACCCCCACCCCCGGCUUCCCUCAGUUCCAGUCUUUGAUUUCUCUAAAAAUGCUGUUUUCUGCAUGUUACACAGUUGUAUAGAUCCUCAAACUAUUUAGCUGAUUGUCAUCAAUAGAAAAGUUUGUGAAUGUUUAUUCAAAGCCAGCCAAGGAGUCCAGUUCUCUUUGUUGCGUCUUCAAAUACUUUGUAAAGGGUUCCCAUUCAUCUUUAAAAUCACAGUUAUCCUUGUCCCGUAGCUUGUAUGUCAGUUUUGCCAGUUCUGCAUAGUCCAUCAAUUUUUCUUGCCAUGAUUCUUUAGUUGGGGUUUCUUCAGUCUUCCAUCCUUGUGCUAUCAGAACUCUUGCGGCCGUUGUCGCAUACACGAAUAUGUUUUUCAGCUUUUUUGGCAGAUCUUUCCCUACAAUUCCUAACAAAAAUGCUUUAGGUUUUUUAACAAAUGUUAAAUGGAACAUUUUCUUCAAUUCAUUAUAUAUCAUUUCCCAAAUUUUUUAAAUUACAUUCCUAAUAAAAAGUCUUCUGUUAUUUUAAUUUUUUUUCAUUCCCUUAUAUAUCAUUUCCCAUAUGCUUUUAUUACCUUACAUAGGAUAAAAGGUGCCUUCUUUUUCUUUACAUUUCCAGCAGAUUUUAGUACCUGCCUUAUACAUUUUCGCUAACUUAAAGGUAAAGGGACCCCUGACCAUUAGGUCCAGUCGUGGCCGACUCUGGGGUUGCAGUGCUCAUCUCGCUUUACUGGCCGAGGGAGCCGGUGUGCAGCUUCCAGGUCAUGUGGCCAGCAUGACUAAGCCGCUUCUGGCGAACCAGAGCAGUGCACGGAAAUGCCGUUUACCUUCCCACCAGAGCGGUACCUAUUUCUCUACUUGCACUUUGACGUGCUUUCGAACUGCUAGGUUGGCAGGAGCAGGGACUGAGCAAUGGGAGCUCACCCCAACGCGGGGAUUAGAACUGCCGACCUUCUGAUCGGCAAGUCCUAGGCUUUGUGGUUUAAUCCACAGCGCCACCCGCGUUCCCUAUUCGCUAACUUACUAGGAAUCAGAUAUCACCGGUACAUCGUUUCCAUAUAGUUUUCUUUCAACGUACAGCGUGGCGAGAAUUUCAGGUCAGUUUUCCAUAACCUUUCCCAAUCUGAAAAUUCCAGCUCUCCAGGGUUUCAGGCAGCAACAUCCCUGGCCCUACCUUGCGGCACCAGGGAACGAACCCGGGACCUAUUUGCCUGCACGGAAACCGUCAGUCGUCCACACCUGCGAGCGGUGAUGGACAAGGGCCCCCCUCCUGCCUGCCUACACGAACAGAGCCAGCUCUCCUGGGUCUCAUUUGGGGGUGGGGGGUGGAGAUUGGAGACACCUAUGUAAACACUUCCAGGAAGCCGCCCCAGCUCACUUUCUCCAGCAUCCUGCUGCCGCUGGCACAUCAGCCUUGUUGCCAUCCAGCUGUGAGCGAGCGGGACCUGAGCUUCGGAAGAAGAGGCGUCUCUCCUGCUCUGCUCGGAGCUGCCUGCCCCACCAGCUCUCUGGAAAAGGUACUGGGGCUUGCAAAGUGGCUCCUUUCAGGGGUUUAGUGCAUCAGUGCAGACCCCUCCAGGAAGCCUUCAGCAAAGAGCAAAUGCAUUUCCGAAAGCUAUUUUCUUCUCAACGCAAGCUUAGGGAAUGCUUGUUUUGGGUAAUAAUCAUGCUAAUAAUCCCUAAGCUUGAGUGGGAAAGAAAAUACUUCUGAAGUAGUUCUCUUCGCGUGUCUGCAGCCCGCUGAAACCUUCCUGCUCCUGAUUAUAUGAUUUAUUUAUUUUCCCUUGAAGUCUGAGGUUUGAGGGAGUUUUUAUGAACUUUGUUUCCCAUAAGUUACAAUUUUGAAGAGGAAAUUCUGGGUCUGCGUGCACCUGAUUAUGCAUAUAUAAUACAUGUGCGCAUACAAACACACAUGUAUUUAAUGAGGUUUGAUGCACAGUCUUACAGAUUGUGAGAGCUGCUCAACAGCGAAUCAGACUGUCAUUAUUAGGGAUUACCGUAUUUUUUGCUCUAUAAGACUCACUUUUUCCCUCCUAAAAAGUAAGGGGAAAUGUGUGUGCGUCUUAUGGAGCGAAUGCAGGCUGCGCAGCUAUCCCAGAAGCCAGAACAGCAAGAGGGAUUACUGCUUUCACUGCGCAGCGAUCCCUCUUGCUGUUCUGGCUUCUGAGAUUCAGAAUAUUUUUUUUCUUGUUUUCCUCCUCCAAAAACUAUGUGCGUCUUGUGGUCUGGUGCGUCUUAUAGAGCAAAAAAUACGGUAGUUAUUGAAUUUUUCUACCACCCUUCCUCUGAGCACCACAGGGCAGAGGUUGCAUGGCUGUCAGUCAAGGACCUUCAGUAGUGAUUCCUGCACUGCAAGGAGUCAGACCAGAUGACAUGCGGGAUUCCUUCCAAUUCUAAAAAUCUAUGAUUCUAUUGUUGUUGUUGUUAGCUCGCUUAUGCUGGGAUUGAAGAUUAACAAAAGGCUUGCAGUAUUUUUUAAAACAGUCUUAUCAUUAAUUUUGGGGCUUUUAAACUGUGGAGAAUGGAUUUAGUUUUGAACUUACUGCAGACACAACAGUUUUCUGUAUUAGAAACAGGUGCCUAUUGCAAACAUGGAGAGUGAUGACUAUAUAUAAUUAUAUAUAAUUCAGGCGAUAUGGUAUAACUUGAAGCUAACAUGGUUCUACAGAUUAUUGUAUUACUAAUUAUUCACACAUUGUGCAAGACAUAUGCAGUUAUUUGGGCUACGCAGGCAGAUAUAGCCAUCUAGGUGUGUUUUGGGUGGGGUUGCUCUUGAAUUGAGUUGAUCCAAAAGGUGAUUGUGAGGUUUUGUCUGCAGCCAGCAAGCUGGCUCAAAUUACACCAAGCCACACUUUUCCAAUUCCGCUGGGUGCUGGUCUGCUUCUGAUGGCCAGCUUUUAAAGCUGACCCCCAGUUUGUGGGCCCAGUGUGAGAGCCAGUGUGGUAUAGUGGUUAAGAGUGGUGGACUCGUAAUCUGGUGAACCGGGUUCGAUUCCCCGCUCCUCCACCUGCAGCUGCUGGGUGACCUUGGGCUGGUCACACUUCUCUGAAGUCUCUCAGCCUCACUCUGUGAGGUGUUUGUUGUGGGGGAGGAAGGGAAAGGAGAACGUUAGCUGCUUUGAGACUCCUUAGGGUAGUGAUAAAGCGGGACAUCAGAUCCAAACUCUUCUUCUUCAAUCCUACUCUCCAGCAAGCAAAUUAUUCUGACCCGUGAAGACGAUACCGAUUUGGGCAGUAGCAAAAACAUUUACAAAACGAUAAUAGAUACAGCACUGUGGGGGUGGGCAGAGCUUGGUGCCAAAAUGGGGGUGCAAACUGCCUCCUCUCCAGUAAUCAGAUCGAUCCAUUUGGCAGUAAUCCUCCCUCCUUAAGUGCUUUGCAGAGAUCAGGCGAGCAGAGAGUUGGUGCCUCUGUGUGUCCACCUUUUGUGCAUAUAUGUUUAUUUUAUUUUAUUUUAUUCACACCCCACCCUUUUCUCCUAAGGAGCUUUUCUCCUCCCAGCUCCAUUUCAUCUUCACAACAACCCUGUGAGGUAGGUUAAGCUGAGAAUUACUUACUGCUCCCCAAGGUCACUUGGUGAGUGGGGAUUUGAACCCUGAUCUCCCAGGUCCUAGUCCAGCACUCUAACCACUGCGCCACAAUGACUCUCCUGUGUUUAAAAGUGCGUUGACAUCCCCCUUCCCUGCCAUGUGGCCUCUGGAGGCUUGACCAAGGGUAAAUAAAUACAGCUCACGAGCCAGAAAAGAUAAGUUCUGCUGACUCCAGGUGACCCUAUUUUUGCCCAGCUGAUUAUCGGACCUUACAAAGUGAUGGGCAUGGAGCUAUGCAAGCCCUGAAAAAUCAUAUGGUAGUCAGGGCAUGCGCGAUUUGCAGGUGUUGGACUGGGAGUGGUGGGCUUCUUGCAUGCAGAACAUAUACAAUGCUACCUCUGGUUACAUACUUAAUUCGUCCUUGAGCUCUGUUCUUAACCUGAAACUGUUCUUAACCUGAAGCACCACUUUAGCUAACGCAGCCUCCCGCUGCUGCCGCGCGAUUUCUGUUCUCAUCCUGAAGCAAAGUUCUUAACCCAAGAUACUAUUUCUGGGUUAGUGGAGUCUGUAAUCUGAAGCGUCUGUAACCUGAAGUGUCUGUAACCCGAGGUACCACUGUACUGUUCCACACUGGACUUCCACUGGGUGGAGCCGCUACACCAGCUUCACAGCAGGCGAGCCACUGUUGUUUGCCAGGAUAGGGAUGGGCAAGGUAACAAGGAGGUUGACACGGUGCAAAUGCAACAGCAGAACCCAUCCAGCCCUCACACUGACCUCCUCACUGAUUUGCCCUCCCCACUGUUCUCCCAGUAAGCCGCGAUGCUAGUGUGGUGUCUCUGCGUCGCCGGGGGAACCUGAUUCUGCACACAGGAAACACGCGAACAGCACAUGCGUGCAACGUGUGCUUGUGCCGGACACAUACAUAUCGGCACAUGCCUCUCUCACACAUGUUGUUGUUGUUUAGUCAUUUUGUCGUGUCCGACUCUUCGUGACCCCAUGGACCAGAGCACGCCAGGCACUUCUGUCUUCCACUGCCUCCUGCAGUUUGGUCAAACGCAUGCUGGUAGCUUCGAGAACACCGUCCCACCAUCUCAUCCUCUGUCGUCCCCUUCUCCUUGUGCCCUCCAUCUUUCCCAACAUCAGGGUCUUUCCCAGGGAGUCUUCUCUUUUCAUGAGGUGGCCAAAGUCUUGGAGCCUCAGCUUCAGGAUCUGUCCUUCCAGUGAGCACUCAGGGCUGAUUUCCUUCAGAAUGGAUAGGUUUGAUCUUCUUGCAGUCCAUGGGACUUUUAAGAGUCUCCUCCAGCACCAGAAUUCAAAAGCAUCAAUGCUUUGGCUUUUGAAUUAUGGUGCUGGAACUUGAUCUUGACUCAGAAUCGGCACAUCAAGCUCAUGAGCUUUCUGGCUGGACCACUGUUUGAAGCAGACUUCUGCAAUUGCUCCCAUUUUCAAAAAAUGUUUGCUAAAUGGGGUUUGCCGCAAUUGCCUCACUGGUUCAUGAGGUGCAUAGACCCUGCAGUAGAAGCUCUUGGUCAUCUAAAUUCACCUGGAACUGCACCGGAUGGAUGACGCCUGAGCUGGUGAUGUAACCGGCAGGUUUGCUCCGGAUUCUGUUGGCCGGUUCCCUUUCCCUCCACGAAACAUUUGGGAACAAAUGCGCUCUUGGGAAUGCACGACGGACACCUGGCCAAGCUCCUUUCCCACCAUGCAGAGUGGGCAGGCUUGCAAAGGCCAGGGACCAGAGAGGUCCCUUCCUUUUCGUUGUUGUUGCAAAAGCUACCUUCCGAAAGGGGCUGGCUUCCUUUUCCCCCCAGUGCUCUUGCUUCACAGAUCUUUCCAUGGCUUUGUUCUCUUUACGCCUCUGCUUCCUUUUCUCACUGGCUGCCCAGAGCCCUGGUCCAGCAGCCGUGACCCUUGGCCACCCACCUCCCUUUGCACAGGUGCCGAAAAAGACACCCCCUCUCUCACUGAACAGUGCCAGCCCCCUCCCUUUCCCCUAGGCCCAUUGUCUUUCCUUUCCCCCCCUUUUCUCGCUAUUAUAAAGCCUUUCUCGCCUUUGAACUCCAAGCGGAGCCCUUGUUUGCAUAUGAAUAUGGAAGGUGGAGCGGACGGCAUCUCUGGGUGGACUUUGGCAAGGACUACAAUGGGGGGGGUUCCCGUUUCCUUCCAUUCAGAAAGGGAUUCCAGUUAUAUGGUCUCUAGCUCCACUUCAUUUGAAAAAGAGGGGGAUAUGGUCAAAUGAAAAUAUGGGAAACAUGAUUGCUUCCUGUUAUGAAGGUUUCAGGAUCUGUGAUGGAUGCUUCAGAGAGAGAGACCCAGGGCCAGCCCUUGUUCCAACAGCUCCCCAAUGGCACCACAUCUCCUCAACGAUCCCUAUAAUCUCAGGAAAGGGAAGCAAAUAGCAAAGCAGCUAAUUAAUUGACAUCGCCUCUUACCAGAAGGCCACAGACAUUUUUAUCCCAGCUCUGCUGUUUUUGGAAAGAGAAGAGACGAAAAGGAGAGGGGAACUUUUAAAGAGCGUGCCAAGGCCGUCCCCAUCAAUGCGCCCAGAAUCUUCCUUCAUGUCCUGUUUUCCCCUCUCACUGUGCUUUGAGGUGUGCUGAUGUGCUGGAAAGGAAUGUGCUUUAUAAUAUGUGUUUGAUACUUACACUUUGUACAUGCUCCAGACCCUCCACGUGUCCCUAUUUUUCCAGGGACAGUCCUAGAAUUCCCUCUGUUAUGUACUGAGUUGAAUAGGAUCCAAAAUGCAGCAGUCUGAUUGGUCCACAGGAGCCACCCAAUCCAGCUCCAGGUGGAGGUGAAUCUGCAACCUGAUUGGCCUACAGGAGAAUCCCAGAAUUAGCCAAUCACGUGGGGCACAUUGUGUAAAUAAUGUAUCUAAAGCAGACAUUCUGGGGGAACUUCCAUUCCUCCUCAACACUAUGAGCUGAAUAAAGAGCAUGAAAUCCGCUCUCAACUCCGAGUAUAUUUCACCCUUCUUUUCCUUAGGACAUCCCGAUUUUCACCAGAGAAAUGUUGGAGGGUAUGGUGGGAUGUCCCUGGAGAAAUGUAGGAGGGGGACACCUCUAAUUUCAUUGGAGAAAUGUUGGGGGCUUUUUGCAUGCUCCCAUUUACUAUGCUUCCACUGCUGGUUUGAGAAGCAUGCUCAUCCUGUAGUUAUCCCAUCAUUUCUACUGCAUUUUGAUGCAUUGUGUUAAGUUGUGGGUGAACAUAUCCGACGACACAGCGAUUCUUCAAACAGCUCUUGUUUAUUCACAGGCCAGAACAGAACUGGGCUGAAGGGUUCAGCCAACCUGCUUAUAUAGUGCUCAACUACAAAGCAACAGUAACAACUUUCUGUAACUAUCCAAUCACUGAACGUCACUUUCAAUUCCUUAUUUGCAUAUGUGGACCUGAGUGAAAACUAUCUACAGUCUCCCCCUGCUGGCCCAGGGUGAGAACUUCAGUACAUAACACAUUGUCCCCCAAACCAGAUUCAAUCCACAUUGGGGAAAAAGAACAACUAGCUGCAUCGUAAGCCAGUAAUGUGUAUGCAGCCUAAGUCAGACCACUGGUCUAGUUCAGUGCUGUCUACACUGACUGGCAGCAGCUCUCUCUCCAGGGUUUGUGGCUGUGAACCUUUCCCAACCCCGCCUGGAGACACCAGCAAGGAUUGAGGUUUUCCUCCCUCUUGUAUCUUAAUUUUUUUUCUAUCUCUGCAAGCAUUUCAAUUGGUUACACUUAUUACUUUUACUGUAUUUUGUAUGUGUUUAUAUCAGUAAUUUUUUUUAUUUAAAGAAAGAGAGAGGAAAACGAGAAAAGCUGAGAUUCUCAGCAUGUGAGAAUCUGUGCCCCUACACCAGGCUCCCUCAACCUCGGGCCCUCCAGAUGUUUUUGGGACUACGACUCCCAUGAUCCCUAGCUAGCAGGACCACUGGUUAGGGAUGAUGGGAGUUGUAGUCCCAAAACAUCUGGAGGGCCAAGGUUGAGGAAGCCUGCCCUAUACCCAGUCCCAGACUUGUGCUGCUGAUCAUUUCUUCCAUCGCUGUAGUGAAGUAUUUCCUUCCAGGGCUGCAACUGAAAAUGCUGUUAAGCAUUACUGCAGAUAGCCCCAAAUCUCUUAUCUGCCCCAGAGAACUGAAAGUCCUCCAUCUGAUGUAGACAAUAUUCAUUCCACCAAAUGCCUUAAGAAGCCUCUGCCUGUGGAACGAACAGAGAAGAUCGUUCCCUUUCCAGAUCCGCUGGCAGCUUCGAGAGACGCAGCCCUCAUUCUUCUCCCGCUGAGUUGCCGCUCAAAAAUAGAGGCCCAUCACUGCUUGUGGAACUAACGGAGAUCGUUCCCUUUCCAGCUCCGCUGGCCAGCCUUGAGAGACGCAGCCCUCAUUCUUCUCCCCCAAGUUGCCGCUCAAAAGCAGCUCAAAAAUAGAGGCCGGUUGUGUAAGGGCAGUGUCUGUCUUUCCCAUCACAACUUGUGUGUGAGCUCCGCCAGCGAGCGGCUUUGCUGUGCAACAACUCGAAGUGUGGCAGGGGCUUUCUUUCCUUGGGGGCAAAUGUUUGGGUGGAAAACAAGCUGGAGCAUUUUGUCCUUGUCUUGGGAAGGAGCCCAGAUCGCUCAGAGAAGGGAAAAACCUAGCCGCAAAUAAAUCACGGAGAGCCAAGGUCAGCGUCAUAAAAGAUUUCUUUGUACUUGAGUUUGAUAGCAGAGUGCAAAACAUGGAGUCAUGUGAGCCGGCAGGAGGGGGACCCUGAAACUCAAGGGGUGGAGUUGGGGGGAACUGGAGCCAUGUGAGAGAGGAAGAUCACAGAGCUGGCAGGGACCUCAAGUCCAGUCUCCCUGCUACAGCACUGACGAUAGGUGGCUAUUCAGCCUCUGCUUAAAAGCCUCAAAGGAAGAAGAGUCAGUCUGUUCCACCGUCAAAUGGCUAAUACUGGCCUAAUAAUAUUUACUCAAAGUCCACCCCCUUUCUUAUAAAUUAAAACUGAAAUACUUUAUUGUCACUUGUACAACUUGUAUGCAGUGAGAUUACACGAGCACCCCCCACUCAGCUCUCUUAGUCUUAAUUCCCCUCGUUUACUGACACACACACACACACCCAACCCGAAAGUCAGUUGUCCUGUUGUUAUCUUUUCAUUCAGCAGCCUAUCAGCCCAUGGAUAGAAGCUGUUCUUUACCCUGUUGGUGUGACUAAUUGUGCUUCUAUAUCUUCUGCCCGAGGGCAGGAUAUCAAGAAAGUGCCGGCCAGGGUGUGAAUAAUCCCUGAGAAUUUCCCUCACUCUCCUGAGGCAACAUUCUUCCGUGAUGUCAUUCAGCGGAUUCACGGGACAGCCCAUAAUAUCUUGUGCUGUAUUCACCACCCUCUGUAGGCACUUCCUAUCAGUUGAUGUCAAACCAGUGUCCCACACCAUGAUGCAGUAGGAAAGGACACUUUCUAUUGUUGACUGGUAGAAGGAGAUAAUCAAAUGUUGAUUGACAUCGUUCUUCCGCAAUACUCUGAGGAGAUGGAGUCUCUGUUGGGCUUUCUUAACCACCUGGUUUGUAUUAUAAUUUGAACCCAUAAGUUUGGGUCUUGGAGCAAAGAGAGAACAGAUUUGCUCCACCACCUUUGUGAAAGCCCUAUUCAGAGAGAACAACCAGAUAACCUCUUAGUCGUCCCAUAAUCACUAGUCUAAAUAUACCCAAGUCCUUCAACGUUUCCCUCAUUGGACUUGGACAGAAGGACCCUUGCCAUCUUUGUCACCCUCUUCUGGACACAGAAUGGCAUUUUAACUUCGAUGUAGAAUGGAGGUUAGGCCAUGUGCAUAGCUGCCCGCCCUAAAUCAAGUAAAUAUAUAAAAAAAUACUUAACUAACUGACCAAAUCACAUUGCAGAUAGCUCGGUUCUGCCCCAACCCAACAUAAAUCCUGCCUCCUCAAACAUAAAUCCUGGCUACACCCAUGAAAAAGCAAAAAAAGCAGAGACAUCGCCUUGUCAACAAAGAUCCGUAUAGUUAAAGCUACGGUUUUCCCAGUAGUAAUGUAUGGAAGUGAGAGCUGGACCAUAAAGAAGGCUGAUCGCCGAAGAAUGGAUGCUUUUGAAUUAUGGUGCUGGAGGAGACUCUUGAGAGUCCCAUGGACUGCAAGAAGAUCAAACCUCUCCAUUCUGAAGGAAAUCAGCCCUGAGUGCUCACUGGAAGGACAGAUCCUGAAGCUGAGGCUCCAGUACUUUGGCCACCUCAUGAGAAGAGAAGACUCCCUGGAAAAGACCCUGAUGUUGGGAAAGAUGGAGGGCACAAGGAGAAGGGGGCAACAGAGGAUGAGAUGGUUGGACAGUGUUCUCGAAGCUACCAGCAUGAGUUUGACCAGACUGCGGGAGGCAGUGGAAGACAGGAGUGCCUGGCGUGCUCUGGUCCAUGGGGUCACAAAGAGUCGGACACAACUAAACGACUAAACAACAACAACAACAACACCCAUGAGAGAGGCUGUAAAACAUCCCCACAAACGAAUCAGAAUGAAUAUUCAACUAAAACCAAACAUAGUCUAACCUCCAUGUAAGCUUUUUGAAAGCAAGUCAGGAUGAAUGCUGAAUGAACAGUUGAGCUAGACGAAUCCUGGUUGGGGUGUGUGGAAAUAUAUGACUUAGAUGGGACAUUUGUUGCCUUGGUUUUUGUAGCAUGUACAUAUGCAUCUGCACAUAUAAAUUAGCAUAGGCAAAAACGGGCAGAUUUGUGGAUAUGAACCUGUGUCCCAAAUCUUGUACCUAGCCAUGGUCCUGACCUUCAGCUGGACUACCAAUGGCAUAGGUCUUAAGAAGAUGUAACCACUUCUGUAUUAUACUUGCAUUCAUUCCUUGCAUUAUGUUAAAUUGAGCUUUGUUCAUAGCCAGGCUUGCUUUUCCUUUGACCUCUCCUUACUGUCCUUCCCCUUGUGAACUUCAUUUGCGUGUGUAGUUCUUUUUUAAUCCCCAAAAUACGAUUUCCUUUUGCCUUGCGUUGUUUCCAAGGGAAGAUUCUGCUACAUUGCUGCUCCGAAAAAGCUUAGUCUGUUCUGUGUUGUGCUCGUGGCACUGAAGCCCUGGACACUGAUUGGCUGAGGUGACAUUGUGGAAUGGAAUGCUCAGUUUCUCCAGGAACCCAGCAGUUUGAAGUCCAAGUUCUGUGAGGAAAGGGAAAGUUGUCAGUUUGGCUGGGAUGGAAAUCUCACAUGGGCAGUUAACUGGGAGAUUGUUUGGAACGUGGGGCAGAGACGGGCAAAGUGUCUAAAAAGGAAGGGUGUAUAGUAGACAACAAGCUGAGAAAAAUGAACUGGGAAUAAGAUUAAAGGGCAGAGGAGACAAGGAAUUGAAGCAAGAAGGAGAGAUUAAUCAGCAAAGGCGCUUCAAAGAAACCUCACAACAUUUUAAGCCUUAAAAUAGGCUACUAUGCUGGCAGGAAACUGCUCAGUCUGUCGUUUUUUCUACUUGUCGGAACUUUUGCCUAGCUUUUUAUGUGCAAUGAAUUUGCAUUGAUUUGUAGCCAGUUGUCAGUCAUUCAAAAUGAGGAAUCCAGCUGGUGUUGGAGAAAGGAAAACUAGCACAGUGUUGAUACUUAAUAAGAGGUGGAUCUGAUAUCCAAGAGAGAAUCUGACCCGGUUUUCUAUUCUCAGAGCUGUUGUCCUGCUGGGUGAAGGUUUCUCUUGUUAAACUCUUGCUGACAGCUUAACCUUCCAUAUCUAAUUAGUGUUUAUCUGAGCUUCUGAGCUUCUCUCUGAAAUACAUGGUUAGCUGCCUGCCAGACCAAAUAUUUGGCCAGUGUUUAUGACUUCCCUGCUAUUUUUUGUUACUCCAUACACAAACACUGUACCAGAAAUGCUAUGUUUUUGUAGUCCAUAUCUAGUUAGUGUAAUAAACCUUUGUUCAGGGCUGAAGGGGGGGCUGUUUAUGUGUUUCCAUUGUUUGUGCUUUGGCAAAAGCUUUCCAAAGAAUACCUAGACAUUUGGAUAAGUGCUUCCGAAACUUUUGACAGCAGAGGAACCCUUUUUAUUCUGAAUUAAAACUGGACAUAGACUUCAAGCUUAUGCCAGAGCAGGUUUACUCUAAUGGAACUUAUUUGCUGCUUCUCUGUAUGAAUCACUGCUCAGUAUGCCUUCUGAUUCGAAGGAUGCGAGCCCAGAGUGGGGUCUCAGGCAGAAAUCCAAAAGGCAGGCUCUUUUGACAGCUGGUAAUUGUUAAGUAUAAUUGUUUGAUUGACACCGGAAUGGAACAUGCCUGUGUGCAUCGCUGAAAGGUUUGACACUGAAAAUUCCACUGGAGUAUAGUAAGCAGUCUCUGAACUCCUAGAUGGGUUGAUAAUUAACUGCUGCUGUAUUCUGCUAGCUAACACGUGAGUGUUUAACCUUAGAUCAGGUGACAAAGGUAUUUGGUUGCAAAUCUCCAUUUUGAAAGGAUGCCUUUAGUCAUUGUUCCCAAGCUCCGUGGAAGUAAGGAUGUCUGAUGUAGCUCACUCAAGGAGCGCAUAGCCUCAGGCUAAUGGGGGCUGUAAAGAGAGAAAGAACUUUGCUUAUAGGUCUGUUCAGAGUAUUUCACAUUUUCUAAGAUGCUGAGCCUAUGCCGGACAGAACAAGAUGUCUUAUGGAAUUAUUUGGAUGUAUCUUUGAUGUUUUUGCUCUGUUGCGAAGAAAGUUCUGCAAGGAAAGUUUUGAAUAAUGUCUAAUGGGUCUGGACCAGGGGUCACCAAACUUUUUCAGCACUGUCCCUCAGUGCUGUCCCUCAGACCUUGUGGGGGGCCGGACUAUAUUUUGAAGAAGAAGAAGAAAAAAGAAUGAAUUCCUAUGCCCCACAAAUAACCCAGAGAUGCAUUUUAAAUAAAAGCACACAUUCUACUCAUGUAAAAACACGCUAAUUCCCGGACCGUCUGCAGACUGGAUUUAGAAGGCGAUUGGGCCGGAUCCUACCCCCGGGCCUUAGUUUGCCUACCCAUGGUCUGGACAAUGCUCCAUCCCCAAAGGAGUCUAUUUUUAAGCAUCCAGUUGCUUCAAGCUGUGCAGUAUUAAUUUCUGCAAUAGUAAUUCCGUUCAUUGAAUUGCUCCAACCGGACUGAAGGCAGAGCACAAUUACCUGUCCUUCACAGGUAACUGGACCACUGAGACCAGCAGGCUCCAUUGCAACCCCAUAUAUGUGCACAACGUUCGCAUUCACCUACAAGAUACAUCCUGUAAUAGACUGUCCAAAAUGUAUGGAGUAUAGAUCACAAUAACAUGGAGCUGCUGCACACAAGGCUACAUGUUUCCAUGGACUUCCCUUUCUCUCUGUCUAUAUAUAUAUAUAUAUAUAUAUAUAUAUAUAUAAAAUAAUAAUUUUUAUUGCAUUUUCAAUGUUAUCAUAAUCACAGUUUCCAUACAUAAUUCAGUAAACUCAAACAUCACUCUAUCCGAGCACCAACCUCCUCCUGCCCCUCUCUGACUUCCGUUCAUAUUUACUUUAUUCUUAGCAUUUCCAUAACCACUUUUUUUACCUUCUCUCUUAUUUUUAUAUUUCCCCCCCCAUUAAAUGUAAAUCAGUUCCUUAUAUUCCCAUUACAAAACAUUUCAAUUCAAAGCUACAAACGUUUACAAUGUUCUUUCAUAUAUAAUAUAAAUUUGCUCCAGUCCUUUUGCUCCAGUUCGUCACACUGAUUCCGGAUCUCCCCCGUCAACUUUGCUAACUCUACGUAUUCCACCAUCUUUAGUCCGCCAUUCUUCCAAUGUUGGAAGCACCUGCGAUUUCCACUUCUGAGCCAGAAGUACCCUUGCGGCCGUUGUGGCAUACAUAAACAGAUUCACAUCUCUUUUUUUGGAAUUUCAUCUCCAAUUAAACCUAACAAAAACAUCUCUGGUUUUUUAUUGAAAUUAUAUUUAAAGAUCUUUUUUAAUUCAUACCAUGGACCUCCCUUGGAUUGUGCUCAAGGAAAGUUGGGAUUAUAGCCUUUCCAACACAGCGUGCCCUAUCUGUGGUGUGUCCAUUUCUUUUUCAUCUUCCUGUGUCUGCCUCAAGUCCAAAGCAGCUUUCUGCUCCCCCUCUCCAAGACAGCGGCCACCAGGAAGAGGUGAGUUCAGGAAACGCAGGAAGUUAUUUAAGGAGGAGGGUGCCCAUCUCCUAAGCACAUGUUUAUGCCUGAACAAUAUCUUGUUUAAAAACCAUUUUAGGACUCCGCGGUGACAAUGAUGGCCUUGAUAAAGGGCUGCGGCCGCAAACUACAGUCCAGCAGCUGCAGGAGCGAGUCUCCAGCUGGCAGAUACAGAGCUACUUUUCCAGGCUUAGAAAAUUAAUUGGCAUUGCAAUGUGAAUUUCGCCUGCGCCGCACAUUUUUAAUGCAAAUUUUGUCUCAUUUCUGCAGAGCAUUUGCCCCUAAAAUCAUGCAUUUUUGUAUGUUGUUUUCACAAAUACAUGCAUUUUUUAAUGCAAACUUUACCCAGGUAUAUGCAUUUGUUUACUUGGCUAGAGAAUACCCUUGCAAAACUCACAAAAGGUAAAGAGACCCCUGACCGUGGCUGACUCUGGGAUUGUGGCGCUCAUCUCGCUUUACUGGCUGAGGGAGCCGGCGUACAGCGUCAUGUGGCCAGCAUGACUAAACCGCUUCUGGCGAACCAGAGCAGCGCACGGAAAUGCCGUUUACCUUCCCACCGGAGCGGUACCUAUUUAUCUACUUGCACUUUGACGUGCUUUCGAACUGCUAGGUUGGCAGGAGCUGGGACCGAACAACGGGAGCUCACCCCGUCGCGGGGAUUCGAACCGCCGACUUUCUGAUCGGCAAGCCCUAGGCUCUGUGGUUUAACUGAAAACUCAUAGGAUGGCUGUAUUCUGGUUCUCUAUUCUGGUUCUCUAUUGCAAAUUAGGCAGGUUUGCAAAUUAAAUUCUCAUCCACCCCAAAUUGUACAUCUCUUUAUCAGUACUGCAAGGCAGAUGAUCUCUCCCAGAGGCUUCUUAUCUUCCUAUCUAACACCAUCACAACCCUUGGUUGAAACAAUAAAAUCUGCCCUUACUCUCUUCCUAGCUGUCUAGCAUGACAUCCUCCCGUUGUCUUCCCCCACAUAAACAUUAUUGUCUCUAUUCUUUUCUAAAAGUUAUUCUCGGUCCUUGAGGUUUCCUCCCUUCUUUGUAUUUAUUUUCUUGUUUCUAAACUUGCAUCAGUCCUGUUUCUCGCUUGCAUCCCAUUGUUCCCUGGGAUGAAACGUCCGUCCCUCUUGAAAUUGCAACAUGGCAAAACUUCCUGGAGGUUCUGGUAGACUCUGGAGUCAGUCUCUCAUUUUAGGUUUCAGAGGAAAUGUCUAGAUCUCUCUUGCUGCUGGAAAUCAGACCAGCACGAGAGCCUAGUUCUUUCUUAAGAUACACAAUACAUAUGCAUGCAAUUUUACAGUGGCCGCUUAGGUGUCCCCACAAAGAAAGGACAAGAGAUUUGUAUAACAUUUAUAUGUAUAUAGAGAGAGGAUUAUAGAAACAAUUGCCAUAACUUAGGAAGAAACACAAUUCAUCUCAUCAUCAUCAUCAUUUAUUUGUACCCCACCCACUUUGACUGCGUUGCCUAAGCCACUCUUCCAACAGAAUAUAAAAACAUAGUGAAACAUCAAACAUUAAAAACUUCCCUAAACAGGGCUGCCUUCAGAUGUCUUCUAAAAGUCAGAUAGUUGUUUGUUUCCUUGACAUAUGAUGGGAGGGCAUUCCACAGGGUGGGUGCCACCACCGAGAAGGCCUCUGCCUGGUUCCCUGUAACUUCACUUCUCGCAGUGAGGGAACCACCAGAAGGCCCUCGGAGCUGGACCUCAGGGUUCGGGCAGAUUGAUGGGUGUGGAGAUGCUCCUUCAGGUAUACUGGACCGAGGCCAUUUAGGGCUUUAAAGGUCAGCACCAACACUUUGAAUUGUGCUUGGAAACAUACUGGGAGUCAAUGUAGAUCUCUUAGGACCAGUGUUAUAUGGUCCCAGCAGUUGCUCCCAGUCAUUAGUCUAGCUGCUGCAUUCUGGAUUAGUUGCAGAUUCUGAGCCACCUGCAGCCCCACAGAGAGCGCAUUGCAGUAGUCCAAGUGGGAGAUAACCAGAGCAUGUACCAAUCUGGUGAGACUGUGCGCAGGCAGGUAGAGUCUCAGCCGUAUAUCAGAUGGAGCUGUUAGUAUGGUAGGGAUACUGUGACCAGGUGAUUGGUUUGCCCGCUCAGUCUGCUAUUCAGAUGCUAACAGCUAAUGGGCAACUUCCAGGUCCUCCCUGCCUUUCUAAACCAUAGUACACCAAUUUUAUUCUUAACAUUUUCUGUCUGGCUUGCAAUUCAUCUCUGGGUCCAGUUCAAGGACUGAUAAAAGCCCUUGGUACAUCUCUCCUUCUCCCAUAUGCCCCUACCCUUACCUUAGCAUUGUCCACUAAGGCUGUUUUCAGUGUGCCCUUUUGGUCUGAAGUUCAGAAAAUGGCAGCGGAAGGGCCUUUUCAGUGGUGGCCCCCCUGGAUGUAUAAUUUCCCCAGGAAAGCUCACUUGGUGCCCACCUAAUGGUCAUUUCAGCACAAGUCUAAGAUUCUUAGGGAAGGGCUGUAGCUGAGUGAUAGAGCACCUGCUUUGCAUGCAGAAGGUCCCAAUCCCCAGCAUUGCCCAGUUGGACUAGGAAAUCCGCCUCCUGAAAUUUUGGAGAGCGGCUGUCAAUCAGUGCAGACAAUACUGAGCUAACUGGACCAAUGGUUCUGACUCGGUAUAAGGCAGCUUCCUGAUUUCAAUUCUUCUGUUUUACCAGAGUUUUUAAGAUAUUUGGUGAGUGGGGAGCUAACUUCUGUUUGCUGGGUUUUCGCCCUUGUAUGUGACAGUUGGUUUUCACUACUGUGCUUUUUAAAAAUUGUUUUUUAUUAUGUGUUUGAUUUUUUUAUGGUGGUUGGAGUUUUAAAAGUUCAUUGCGGGUUUUUUUUUUAAUUGCAUCUUGGUUUUAUGGCUGCAUUUUAUUGUGCGGCGCCUAGAUAACUUUUUUAAUGAGGUGUCUUAGAAAGACAAAUAAUAAAUGCAUGCACAUCAUUUUUUGGCUGCUGUCUUCUGCACUUAUCAGGGAGUAAAUCCCAUUGAACUCUGCUGGGUUUACUUCUGAGUAGAUGUGCGGCGGACUGGGCUGUUAGCAUCUCAAGAGGGAGGGACUGUAAUUCACUGGUAGAGAGUUUGCAAUUGUGUACAGAGGACGCGGGUGGCGCUGUGGGUUAAACCACAGAGCCUAGGACUUGCUGAUCAGAAGGUCAGCAGUUCGAAUCCCCGCGACGGGGUGAGCUCCUGUUGCUCGGUCCCUGCUCCUGCCAACCUAGCAGUUCGAAAGCACGUCAAAGUGCAAGUAGAUAAAUAGGUACCGCUCCAGCAGGAAGGUAAACGGCAUUUCUGUGCGCUGCUCUGGUUCACCAGAAGCAGCUUAGUCAUGCUGGCUACAUGACCCGGAAGCUGUACGCCGGCUCCCUCGGCCAAUAAAGCGAGAUGAGCGCCGCAACCCCAGAAUCGGUCAUGACUGGGUCUAAUGGUCAGGGGUCCUUUUACAGAGGUCUCAGGUCUCAUCCCUAGCAAACGGGUCAGGAAUCAAAUUAUGACAAAGACCUCUGUCUGAGACCCUGCAGAGCUCCUGCAAGCCAGAGUAUGCAGUACUGGGGGCAAAUGGGCAAAUGGUUGACCUGGUAUAAAUCAAAUUCCUGUAACAUGGUGACUUCCAGAUGUUGGACUCCAACCCCUAUCAGUUCUGGUCAGAGGAUGAUGGCAGUUAAUAGUCUAACAUCUGGGGAUGAAGAAGGCUCCAACUAAGAGUUUGUCCAACACACUCACACCCUUUUCUCUUGCUUUAAGGUCUUGGAAAUCCCAAACAUUAUCCCUGAACACAGGGCAAAGUAUUGAAUUACUUUCCCGCUAAUUGCACAGACUGGUGUGGAUGCAGUACAUUGCCAAUUGAUACAUUUAAUUUAUUUGCAGACUAAGCAAAGUGGGUAAGCCCCUCCCCACAAAAAAGUGUUAUUUACUGAGCUUGGAUCCUAGAACAAUAGACAGGUAGUGAAAUAUACUCGGAGUCGAGUGUGAAUUUCAUGCUCUUUAUUCAGCUCAUAGGAGCAAUGAAUGAAACUUUCCCCAUUAUUUACACAAUGGGCCCCGCAAGAUUGGCUAAUUCCGGGCUGCUCCUGUAAGCCAAUCAGGUUGCUGAUUCACUUCAUCCAGGAGCCUGAUUGGCUGCUCCGGCAGGCCAAUCAGGUCGCUGAUUCACUUCCACCUGGAGCUGGAUUGGGUGGCUCCUGCGGAUGAAUCAGAUUGCUGCAUUCUGGAUCCUAUUGUUCUAGGAUUCAGCUCAGUACAUAACAGGUAGGAUCCUAGAAUGCAACAACCUGAUUGGCCUGCAGGAGCAGACCAAUCAGGCUCCAGGAGGGAAGUAGAGUCAGCCAAUCACACAGGACCCAUUGUGUAAAUAAUGUAUAUAAAGCCUGAGGUUUUUGGGGAGGAAAUCAAUCACUGUUCCUAUGAGCUGAAAUAAAGAGCAUGACUUGACUCUUAGUAUAUGUCAAAAAGCCUUUCUCCAGUUGCAGAAAUGUGGAUAUUUGGGGGGAAACCCACGCAGAAUUUCAGGCAUCAUAAAUUCUUACUUUAUGAACUGGCUUUCUGGGCUACAGGUUGAAGCCAGCUUCCUGCCCCGGAAGUUGCCAAUAGCUUCUCAGUGUUUAAGCGGACAAAUGGCUUUCCUGCUCCUUCCUUGAGGAGUCUUUCUUUCCUGCCAGUGACUCCCCUCCAGAUCCCAGCCCAUGUGCUUCCCAGAUGUUUCUCAUUAGUCACGCUUUCCGUCCUCCAAAUCCGUUACUGAUGCCCUAGACUGGCGCUCUUAACUUUCGCCCAAUAAGGGGAAAGCAAAACACAGCAAUGUUAAACCAGAAGGAUUUUAAGGAGAGUUUCAGAGUGGGGUCUUUUUUCCCUUUCCUUUCCCCCUUUUUCCUUUUAUAAAAUCCCUGCUUAGUCAGCUUUUUCCAGCACAGGACGCAUGGAUGGACCCAGUGAGAGCAAAGACUGGAAUACCUUUCCGUCCACUCCCAUGAAACUUUUGUUCGAAGGCUUCUCCUUUUCCUCCUGAGAAGGAAAACGUGGCUUUUGCUCUUAGCCGUUGCCCCAGGGUUGUUGGGAUUUUUUCGCGGGGGGAAUAGAGGUGGAGAAGGGGGGUGGCAGCUUCGUUGUUGGAAAGGCGGAGUCCGGCAGGAUGUGUUUAAAAGUUCGCUGAAAAGUCUCCUUCUCCAGCUGGUGGGGCGUUAGUUUCACGAGACAUUUUCCUGAUGGGGAUUCAUAUUCCCCGCUGCCUUCCUGAAGAAACGGUGGUUGCGGAAAAACUUCCUUGGGGAGAUCUGGAUGGCAAGGGAGCCUUCAGCCAUGCCUUUGUGAGUAGCUUAUUCCUAUCAAUUUCUCUCUGUUUUCAUCUCACGGCGUGAGAAUCGGGGGAAGAAUGGAGGGGAUACCCAAACAGGGUGGGUGAGAAUGUGUUAUAAAAAUGAAAUGCUACCAAACGACCGCAUUUUAGUUCUCCUGCUUUCUUUUCCACCGCCUCAAACCGCGCUUUUCCUUAAUCCUCAUCAUGCAUGAGUUUUCCAGACCCACCAAGUAACCCUGUUUUCCAGAUUUACAGAUGCCGUCCCGGUCUCUGAAUGUCCCGUGUUUCCUUAGGACGUCCCUAUUUUCACCGGAGAAAUGUUGGAGGGUGUGGACUUCUCCUGGGCUGCCUAUCCCACCUCUCUCAUUCCCUGUUAUCUGUAGAACACAUUCCUUGCGUUAUGUGCCGGCCUUUGGAGCUCGUGUAACAUAGAAUCAUAGAAUCAUAGAGUUGGAAGAGACCACAAGGGCCAUCGAGUCCAACCCCCUGCCAAGCAGGAAACACCAUCAGAGCACUCCUGACAUAUGGUUGUCAAGCCUCUGCUUAAAGACCUCCAAAGAAGGAGACUCCACCACACUCCUUGGCAGCAAAUUCCACUGUCGAACAGCUCUUACUGUCAGGAAGUUCUUCCUAAUGUUUAGGUGGAAUCUUCUUUCUUGUAGUUUGGAUCCAUUGCUCCGUGUCCGCUUCUCUGGAGCAACAGAAAACAACCUUUCUCCCUCCUCUAUGUGACAUCCUUUUAAAUAUUUGAACAUGGCUAUCAUAUCACCCCUUAACCUCCUCUUCUCCAGGCUAAACGGUGAGGAAGACGAGAGAUCUCAGCUAUGGCGUUCAGUCAAAGAAAAGGUCUGUUGCCUUUGAGAGCUCAGGCCACAAUGCACAGUUCUUAAGGCAGUUUCCCAAAUGUAUCGAGCUUCCGUCCACCCGCACCCCACUCCUAAAGUUGCAGGGCAAUCCUAUUUACUCUUCAGUAUGCCUCUCAGAGUGGUUUGUUGAGGGUUCGUCCUGAUUUAUCCGCAGGGAACUCGGAUAGCGUUGCAUCAAAGCAAAGCAUUAUCCUACACCUCCCAGUGCAUUUCUUAUUGUAAAAGGUCUUAUUUUGGGGGGAAAGCGGGUUUCUUGCACAAGACACCCCCCCAUUCACUUCAACUGCACAACCUGAAUCUGCCGGCGUGUGAUUGAAUAGCAACACUCUGGUAGCAUCCUCAGUUUAAUGGGGCUGCCUAGAGAAUACGGUUUGUUGUCUUGUUACAACCCAAGCUCCAACUGCAAUGAGUCCUGUAUCUCUCUUAAAGUCUGUAUUUUGAAGUCUAAAAGAUAGAUAGGAGUGUGUUUGUGUUCUUGGGCCUACGGAAGUGUAUCCCAUAAUCUGUUAGUCUUGAAUGGGCUACAGCAGGCUCCUUAGUUGUUUUAAUGCACCAGACUAAAAGUCCAAGGCUUUGUACGUAUUAUUGUUUACAGUGGUACCUCAGGUUAAGUACUUAAUUCGUUCCGGAGGUCUGUUCUUAACCUGAAGCACCAGUUUAGCUAAAGGGGCCUCCCGCUGCUGCUACACUGCCACUGCGCAAUUUCUGUUCUCAUCCUGAAGCAAAGUUCUUAACCUGAGGUAAUAUUUCUGGGUUAGCGGAGUCUGUAACCUGAAGCGUAUGUAACCUGAAGUGUAUGUAACCUGAGGUACCACUGUACACUGGUUCCUCUGUGCUCUCGGGCGAUGACAUUCCUGCUCCUUCUCUACUGCUUGUACAGCACCAUGCAAAUGGGACUUAAAACGGGAAGAGGGAGGAACUAUACUGUGUUGUAAGUUGCUAAUACAGUGAUACCUCGGGUUAAGAACUUAAUUCAUUCCGGAGGUCCGUUCUUAACCUGAAACUCUUCUUAACCUGAGGUACCACUUUAGCUAACGGGGCCUCCCGCUGCUGCCGCCACGCGAUUUCUGUUCUCAUCCUGAAGCAAAGUUCUUAACCUGAGGUACUAUUUCUGGGUUAGCAGAGUCUGUAACCUGAAGUGUCUGUAACCUGAAGCGUCUAUAACCCGAGGUACCACUGUAUGUACAUAGCCUUACUUCCACCCAUACUUCCACCCGAACAUAUGACAACCCUAUUACGUUCUUAUCAUAAUUGUCCCUGCACAAACUUUCCCAUCCCCACAGCAUAAAAUAUCUGGAUUCACGUUUUAGUAAUACAGUGGUACCUCGGGUUACAAACAUUUCAGGUUACAGACUCUGCUAACCCGGAAGUAGUACCUCGGGUUAAGAACUUUACUUCAGGAUGAGAACAGAAAUUGCGCGGCAGCAGCAGGAGGCCCCAUUAGCUAAAGUGGUACCUCAGGUUAAGAACAGUUUCAGUUAAGAACGAAUUAAGUUCUUAACCAGAGGUAUCACUGUAAAUAAAUGCGUAAAAAGAUUGAUCCCGUGUCCCCAGGCCUCACAUAUGUACCCUGUGAAUCAGCACAGCUUACAAAAACAACAGAGUCUUUGAAAACAACAUGGCGGCACUCGGCCACCCAGGCAGCGGUGGAGGAAACUGUUUGGGCGCCUGGGGCGGUGUGCCCAGGGGUGGGGCAAGCCGCCCAUAGAGAUGGGGUGAGCCACCCAUAGGGGCAGGGCGCACCACGAGGCCUCUGGAGUCUGCCUGCCUCCUCCCACUCAGCCACCCUAUAGCUGGGGGGGAGGCAGUGGGCGGACGGUUUGGGCAGCGCAGAGCCUGCACGCGCCCAAGCCACUGCGUCUCUCCCAGGAGAGACGUGUGGCUUGGGCACGCUGCAGGCCCUGGGGUGAGUGCUGCCCGGCAUUUUGUCACCCCCCUCAGUGCUGACACCCGGGGCGGCCCGCACCCACCACACCCCCCUUUGUCCAUCUCUGAUCCCAGGCCAAUGAAGUCAUGCUUUAAUAAAAAAACUGAGGGGAGAGAUAGAAGGAAGUCAGUCAAUGAUCGUGACUCAUGGUUUUUACAAUGCAUAAUUAUUCGUUAUACAAGGAAGUCUUUAUGGCAGUCCUACUUAGAAGCUGAGCUAUUAUCAGUCCCAUUUUCCACCCUGAGUUUGUACCAAGCCAGGCCCUCUGACCAAACAUAGUUUGGUGGAAUCUACACACAUAUAAAAAAAAGCUGUGAAAAUGCUUUUUUCGAGAAAUACAUUGAAUUUUGCAUCGCUCACUGUCUCCAUUCGUGUGUCACAUUUAUAUAUUGCACUUUACAACACAUUUAAAAUGUUUUAUUUGCAGCUGUGUAGCUGAGUCCUUUGUCAACAGUGAGAGGCAGAGCUGUAGCGCAGGCUAUCCAUUCACAUUGGAUGUCUUGUGGGAAGUUUAAUUGAUGUUUCUCGUGCUGGCUGAAUAAAGACCGAAGAGGAUAUAGAAAGGAGAGUUUCCUUCUAGCAAUGAACCAUUCUGUCUUCCUCAGAAAACUGCUAUUUGUGAUUAUUAUUAUUAUUAGCAUUUUAAGAUCAUUCUUCCACCUAAUAAGUUUUACAAGUACAGUGGUACCUCGGGUUAAUAACUUAAUUCAUUCUGGAGGUCCGUUCUUAACCUGAAGCUGUUCUUAACCUGAGGUACCACUUUAGCUAAUGGUGCUCACGCCGCCGCCGUGCAAUUUCUGUUCUCAUCCUGAAGCAAAGUUCUUAACCUGAGAUACUAUUUCUGGGUUAGCGGAGUCUGUAACCUGAAGCGUCUGUAACCUCAGGUACCACUGUAUCAGUGUGAAGACAGUACCUGCCAUCAGGUUUACCACGUCAAAGACACAGCAUGAAAGGAAAAGGGAAUGGAGAGGGAGGAGGAAAAAAAGAAGCUCGGGCACUUGGGCUUAAGCUACAAAAUUCCCAUAAUGGCCUGCUGGAAUGGAACCAUGUGGAGAGGAGCUGACAAAUAUUGCAGCAACAGAUGCCAACAAGAGACAGCAUUUGUGCUGGGCUCUGUACCAGGCCAGGGGAAUCCAUCCCUGAACCUGCCCCAAAUCGUGGAGCUUCUCCUGAGCCUGCUCUGGGCUCUGCCCCCAGCCCACCCACCCCAUACUAGAAGCCUGGACUUCAAUACUAAGGAACGCUCACUCCGGCAAGAAAGUCCACGGACAGGUAGGGUGUCAGCCUGCGUACCAGAUGGAGCUGGUGGACAGCUGUCCUGGACACAGAAUUGACCUGCACCUCCAUGGACAGCUGUGAGUCCAAAAUGACUCCCAGGCUGCGCACCUGGCCCUUCAGAGGCACAAGAAACACAGUUGUUGUUGUUGUUGUUGUUGUUAGCUGAUUUUAUAUACUGCCCCAUACCUGGAGGUCUCAGUUGUCCGAAAAACACAGCUAGCAGCUUUAACUGUGAGGAAAUUGUGGUGCUCUCACAACAGGAGCAGCAUCUUGCAGGUCAACAGCAAUCUGGCCUGUUGAGUUACUACAGCUCUGAAGUCCCUCUGAAGAAGAAGAAGAAGAAGAAGAAGAAGAAGAAGAAGAAUAAUAAUAAUAAUUUUUUAUUUAUACCCCGCCCUCCCCAGCCAAGGCCGGGCUCAGAGCAGCUUACAAGCAAUAAUAAAAACAAGAUGAAUGAUUACAACUUAAAAACAAAAAUAAAAUACAACAUUAAAAUAAUGGAACAUUAAAAUAUUAAAAUGUAGCCUCAUCGCAGGAGGAGAAGGAAAAGAAAAAAAGAAAGAGAGGGAGGGAGGGAAUCAAAUUGGCUCUAAGCCAAAGGCCAGGCGGAACAACUCUGUCUUACAGGCCCUGCAGAAAGAAAUCAGAUCCUGCAGGGCCCUGGCCUCAUGAGGCAGAGCGUUCCACCAGGCCGGAGCCAUCACUGAAAAGGCCCUGGCUCUGGUUGAAGCCAAUCUAACUUCCUUAGGGCCUGGGACCUCUAGGGUGUUGCUGUUUAUGGACCUUGAGGCUCUCCGUGGGGCAUACCAGGAGAGGCGGUCCUGUAGGUACGAGGGUCCUAGGCCGUGAAGGGCUUUAAAGGUCAAAAGCAGCACCUUAAAUCUGACCCUGUACUCCACCGGGAGCCAGUGCAGCUGGUAAAGCACUGGGUGAAUAUGCUCCCAGAAGUCACUGCGACUGAGAAAGCCCACAAUACAGAAGCCCAAAUAGGUUCUGCAGAGGGUAGAUAGCUGGCAGACCUCUGGAUUGCACAUGUUAGACUGACAUUUGGAAAAAUGUGUUUGUUCUAAAUAAACUUUAAGUAAGGCAAAAAAAAACAACAACAACUAAGGAACGCUAGGUAUCGUGGCGCACAAACCAGGAAUUGCAUGAUGGGCUUGAGACCCACCUCUGGUUUGGCCUCACUAGGGGACAUUAGGCAACCCCUUCCCCCUGUUCUCUUGGCCACAACCAUACAAUAUGCUUAGAACAGAGGUUCUCUAACUUUUUUUCUCUGGGCCAUGCCUUUAGAAUAAAAAUGUGCUCAUGCCACAGUGAAUUCUUUAUUGAUAAUAAAAAAAAGAGUCGACUCCCAACAGUGCUUGAUUUAUGACAUAGAACGCAACUACUAUAAAACGAUCGUGGGACAUCCCAAAAGUAUAAAACAAGGCAGCUACUGUACAUAAGAAAGCGAAUCAUUUCCCAAAAUACAAUUAUAAACGAGCCUCUUCCAUAUGUACCUUUAAGUAUGUGUGCAAAGUCAGUGAGAGGUGUGAUUAUCUUGCUUUUGCCAGAUAAUCUCAUUUAUAUUGGGUCUAAUUAGAGACAGACUAACUCUUGUCUUUUGAUCAAUGCAAAGAAGCCGCCUUUCUCUUUCCUGCUCUUUCUUAUUGGUCAGAAUUGAAAAUCUCUGUUCACAAAAAUAUGCCGUGGAGAAUAUGCCUCGGGUUACAGACGCUUCAGGUUACAAACUCCGAUAACCCAGAAAUAAUAAUUCGGGUCAAGAACUUUGCUUCAGGAUGAGAACAGAAAUCAUGUGGUAGAAGCGCGGCGGCAGCAGGAGGCCCUAUUAGCUAAAGUGGUGCUUCAGGUUAAGAACAGUUUCAGGUUAAGAACAGACCUCCAGAACGAAUUAAGUUAUUAACCCGAGGUACCACUAAUACUAUACUAUACUAUACUAUAGUAUACUAUGCUAUGCUAUGCUAUGCUAUGCUAUGCUAUGCUAUGCUAUGCUAUGCUACAUUGAAAUGCUUAAAUGCUUCUUUGAUGGUCCGUGAAUUCUUCCCACAGCACUUCCCAUCCUCUCCUGCCACACCUUUUGAGAACCACCGGUUUAGAAUAAUGCUGCCCUACCUUACAGGGCUGUUGUUGUAAGAAUUACUGAGAUGUGGUAAGCGCUGCGGAAAUGCUAAGUAAAUGUUAUUAGAGAUAUGCAAACACAGCGCAAACCUGCCAACGGGUCUUAGAAUAGUGUUCGCCAACGGCACCUGGUCCCAGCCUGCGAAGCAAUUUUCCCCAGCCUGUGAUGGCUCUGCCCAGUCUUUAUCAAGAGGGAAGUCCAGGCUUUGCCCGGGGUUUCCUCUUGUAAGGAAAAAGUGUGUACAAAGUUCUUGUGUGUCACAGAGAGAUUUCAUACCUCUCUGACUCAGUGCCUCUAUUUUUAGAAUCAUAGAAAGCUGCCUUAUACAGUGGUACCUCGGGUUAAGUACUUAAUUCGUUCUGGAGGUCCAUUCUUAACCUGAAACUGUUCUUAACCUGAAGCACCACUUUAGCUAAUAGGGCCUCCCACUGCCGCCGCGCCGCUGGAACACGAUUUCUGUUUUUAUCCUGAAGCAAAGUUCUUAACCUGAAGCACUAUUUCUGGGUUAGCGGAGUCUGUAACCUGAAGCGUAUGUAACCCGAGGUACCAUUGUACAGUGGUACCUUGGGUUACGAACUUAAUUCAUUCUGGAGGUCCGUUCUUAACCUGAAACCGUUCUUAACCUGAAGCACCACUUUAGCUAAAGGGGCCUCCCGCUGCCGCCGCGCGAUUUCUGUUCUCAUCCUGAGGUAAAGUUCUUAACCCGAGGUACUACUUCCGGGUUAGCGGAGUCUGUAACCCAGCCUUUCUCAACCUGUGGGUCCCCAGAUGUUGUUGAACUACAACUCCCAUCACCCCUAGCUAGCAAGGCCAAAGCUCAGGGAUGAUGGGAGUUGUAGUCCAACAACAUCUGGGGACCCACAGGUUGAGAACCACUGCGUGUAACCCGAAGUGUUUGUAACCUAGAAUCAUAGAAUCAUAGAGUUGGAAGAGACCACAAGGGCCAUCGAGUCCAACCCCCUGCCAAGCAGGAAACACCAUCAGAGCACUCCUGACAUAUGGUUGUCAAGCCUCUGCUUAAAGACCUCCAAAGAAGGAGACUCCACCACACUCCUUGGCAGCAAAUUCCACUGUCGAACAGCUCUUACUGUCAGGAAGUUCUUCCUAAUGUUUAGGUGGAAUCUUCUUUCUUGUAGUUUGGAUCCAUUGCUCCGUGUCUGCUUCUCUGGAGCAGCAGAAAACAACCUUUCUCCCUCCUGUAUGUGACAUCCUUUUAUAUAUUUGAACAUGGCUAUCAUAUCACCCCUUAACCUCCUCUUCUCCAGGCUAAACAUGCCCAGCUCCCUUAGCCGUUCCUCAUAAGGCAUCGUUUCCAGGCCUUUGACCAUUUUGGUUGCCCUCCUCUGGACACGUUCCAGUUUGUCAGUGUCCUUCUUGAACUGUGGUGCCCAGAACUGGACACAGUACUCCAGGUGAGGUCUGACCAGAGCAGAAUACAGUGGCACUAUUACUUCCCUUGAUCUAGAUACUAUACUCCUGUUGAUGCAGCCCAGAAUUGCAUUGGCCUUUUUAGCUGCCGCGUCACACUGUUGGCUCAUGAUCACUCGAGGUACCACUGUACCAAGUCAGACUGAUGGUCCAUCUAGCUCAGUGAGGUUUGCACUGACUGGCAGGAGCUCUCCAGGAUUUCAGAGUGGGUCAGAUCCCAACCCUGCCUGGAAAUGUCUGGGAUUGAACCCGGGUACUUCUGCAUGCAAAGCAGAUGCACUACCGCGGCUGCUGCUCUUUUCCUGCCCAUCCACCCUGGCAGAAGGGUGAGGGGAGGGAGCAUACCUAUGCAAAGGUCUGUGGCGCAGGGACACGGGUGGCGUUGUGGGUUAAAUCACAGAGCCUAGGACUUGCCGAUCAGAAGGUCAGUGGUUCGAAUCCCCACGAUGGGGUGAGCUCCCGUUGCUUGGUCCCUGCUCCUGCCAACCUAGCAGUUUGAAAGCUCAUCAAAGUGCAAGUAGAUAAAUAGGUACCACUCCGGCAGGAAGGUAAACGGCGUUUCCAUGCGCUGCUCUGGUUCGCCAGAAGCGGCUUCGUCAUGCUGGUCACAUGACCCGGAAGCUGUACGCUGGCUCCCUCGGCCAAUAAAGCGAGAUGAGCGCCGCAACCCCAGAGUCGGCCAUGACUGGACCUAAUAGUCAGGGGUCCCUUUACCCUUUAUGCACAUGAUCCAUAAUUUAGGUUACUCUUAUGCAGAAACAGGGGAAGCAGAGCAUAUAUGAGCCUUGGAAAACUCCUAACAGGAAGCAGGUGGGAUAGCUCAGUCGGCAGAGCAUGAGACUCUUAAUCUCAGGGUUAUGGGUUCGAGACCUAUGUUGGGCAAAAGGAUUCCUGCAUUGCAGGGGGUUGUACUAGAUGACCCCCGUGGUCCCUGCCAACUCUACAAUUAUGGUGUAGCAGCAGCAUCUUCUGUGGGACAGACUGGCAUUAACUGUGCUUUGACCUCCCUUGUCCUUUUCUUGCAGGUUAUAAAUGAUUAGCCCCUAUGACAAACAUGAGCUGGAGUUUCCUCACCCGCCUGCUGGAAGAAAUCCACAAUCACUCCACUUUCGUGGGGAAGAUCUGGCUGACGGUCCUGAUCGUCUUCCGCAUCGUCCUGACGGCCGUCGGGGGCGAGUCCAUCUACUCGGAUGAGCAGAGCAAGUUCACCUGCAACACCAAGCAGCCCGGCUGCGACAACGUCUGCUACGAUGCCUUCGCCCCGCUGUCGCACGUCCGCUUCUGGGUCUUCCAGAUCAUCAUGAUCUCCACCCCUUCCGUCAUCUACUUGGGCUACGCCAUCCACAGGAUCGCCAGGUCCUCCGAGGAGGAGAAGAAGAGGUUCCGGGGCUUCAAGAAGAAGAAGCAGUUUGCGCUCAACUGGCAAGCCGUCCGCAACCUGGAGGACCCCCUGGGAGCCGAGGAGGAAGAGCCCAUGAUCGUGGAUGAUGUGGCGGAAAGCGAAGAGAAGGUCAAGACGAAGGAGGAGAAGAAGAAAGAGCAGCAACAGAAGAAGCACGACGGCAGGAGACACAUUCAAGAGGAGGGCUUGAUGAAGAUCUACGUCUUCCAGCUCCUCACCAGAGCUUCUUUCGAAAUUUGCUUCUUGAUAGGGCAGUACAUGCUCUACGGCUUCGAGGUCACGCCCUACUACCUUUGCACCCGGCAGCCGUGCCCCCACGACGUCGACUGCUUUGUCUCGAGGCCGACGGAGAAGACCAUCUUCCUCCUGGUGAUGUACGUGGUCAGCUGCCUCUGCCUCCUCCUCAACGUGGCCGAGAUGUGCCAUCUGGGCAUCGGCACCAUCCGCGACGCCAUCCGCGACCGGAAGGUGCACAGCUUCCGCCAGCCGCCCUACAAUUACGCUGCCUACCCGAAGAACAUCUCCUGCCCCCCGGAAUACAACCUGGUGGUCAAGUCGGACAAGCAGGCCAAGGUCCCCAACAGCCUGAUGGCUCACGAGCAGAACUUGGCCAACGUAGCCCAGGAGCAGCAGUGCACCAGCCCCGACGAGAACCUCCCGCCGGACUUGUCCACGCUCCACAAACACUUGCGGGUGGCUCAGGAGCAGCUGGACAUUGCUUUCCAGAGCUACAACCACACGCAGGCGAACGGGCAGCCGUCCAGAACCAGCAGCUCGGCUUCUGGCGGGAUGGUGGCAGAGCAAAACCGGGCCAACACCGUGCAGGAGAAGCAAGGCGCCAAACCCAAAGCCAGCUCAGAGAAAGGUAGCUCGAACAGCAAGGAUGGGAAAAACUCAGUGUGGAUCUAACAAGGUAUAUAGCCUGAUGACGACAAGGUGGGGGUGGCUUCUCUGUCGGGAACGGAACCGGCCCCAAGACGGCGCUAGCAAUGGGGUUCUUUUUGGGGGUCUUGCCAAAUGAGCAAUGCAUUUCAGGACCAUCUAGUGGGUUGGCAAGAAGCCUCUCUUCGCCAUCCUUCACCAAUCCUGCCCCCUCGAUGCACGAAUCAGCUACCUGGAAGUGGCGGAACCCUUUGCACAUGUCUUGUUACUCCCAAAGAGAAGUCACCAGGUUGUGCCAUGAUGCUUCCAGAGUAUAUUCCUGGGCAGUGUCCCCUGUCAGAUGGAACGGGGAGAGGGUGUGCUGGCUGCAAGGCCUGCCCUCCAGUUAAAUGGCUUAUCCCCGUGAUGUAGAGGGCCUGGGACUCCAGAUUUGCUCAGUAUGGCUCUCAGGUAUCACCUCCCUUGCUGUGCUGGUUACAUUUGGGAUGUCUUCUCUUCCUCUGCUUUCCCCGUUCCUCUGCUUUCCUCCUUGCCAAUCCAUCCUUUUCCGCUUUCCACACACUUGCCAAUCUAUCCAUUGCUGCCUCUUAUGCCCCCGUUUUAUCCUUAAGUUUGGUACCUGAUAGGUUGUGUGUGAACUGGAAGUCGUGUCACUUCUGGCUGCAUCGAUUCCAACGGCAGCCCACACCAGCUUGCAAGUUUGUGGUCAGGGCCUGGGUUUAUGGAGGAAAAAGUGUGAGAAUUCUGCGUCCAAGGCUUUAUUGCAUCAAGACUACUGUUCCUCCAUAGGGGGUUGUCUGUGCUAAGCAACUGUCAGUCCAAACCAUGCCUCCCCUUUCCUCCUUCCAUUCUGCUUUAAAUGACUGAAAUAACCCUUUUAAUUUCUAACCUCGUUGGUGGAACGCAACCUGCCCACCUGCAGAAGCUGCCGCAACAUCUUACAAGGCUGCUCUGAGUGGUUGAUCAGGUUUGCAGGAAGACCACUGCUGCACUCGCUAAAGGUUUACUAAUCCGUAUACGUAGCCAUGCCCUCCUCUGAACUGUUUAAUGGCUUCCACAAAGCAGCGGUCAGCUUUCCAAAAUGAGGCUGAAACCCCAAAUCUAGCAUGUCUGUGGGAUUUUCACAGUUGGCUUCAGUGGAGUCACCUGCUUCAGAGAUGUGCGGUGUUUACUCCCUUGAUCCUCAGCAGUGAGCUGAGAAGCAGACAAGGACAUUUUCUUCCUUUGCAGUGGAAAAUGGAGCAUUCCCUUUGGCCACUGUCACUGAGAAGGGUUUUUAACCACUGCUUGUACCACACCCUAACCAAAAGUGCCUUAAAUAACGCUGCAAAGACGGAACACCUGAACACUUGUGAUAUCUUUGUUGUGUCUCUGUGUAGAGCGGGGAUGUGGGGGGGGGGACCUGUGGCUUUGCAAAUGUUCUGGGACUCCAGAAGUCAGUGUGCCCACCUCCCAGAUGUGGCCGCCCUCACCUUCCUCCACCUGAGCAUGGAUGUUGCAGAUAAUCAGCGUACCAGUUGCUCAGGCAUCUGGACAAAGCCAGCAUCUGAGGAGUACCCAUAAUUUGCAGGGAAAUUGAUCAUGGUGUUGCAUUUGCAAGCACAUACACAUCUGCGUGUGGAAAAGCACUCAGGCAAUAUGUAUUAUAUUUUCAAAAUGAAAUAUUGAGCCGGGUCUGUUCUCCCCUGGCCAAAUUGCAAUAGAUCUCUGUGUGGUUGAAAUCAAACCUCUGUUUCAGGCAUGGGGGACCUAUGGCUCUCAUUGCCGGACUAUAAUUUCCAUCAUGCUUGACCACUGACCAUGAUGGCUGGACAGGCCAUCUGGGAGUCCUACAAUAAAUGGAUGUCCACGGUCGCUUGCCCCUGCUCCAUUUGGUCCUCAGAGUCUAGAGAAUGCAAAUGUCAGCUACAGGGAGAGACCAGUUUGCCUCAGGAACUGAGGUCAAGGGUAGUGUCCUUGCAAUACUAUGGGUAAGCCAAAAUCGUGGUCAAUAUUUAUGAUAAAUUGGGAUUCAUUUUGGAGGAAGAGUGUCUCUUCGCUAACAUAACAAGGGGGCUUGUAAAUGUAGGUGUUGCCAACUCCCCUUUUCCAAUCGGAGGCUGUGGUUUUAGCAGUUGUGUGGCAGGCAAAAAUUUGUCAGGUGCAGUCCUCCCCAAAAUGAUGGGGAACGUGAACACUGUUGAAUUUCUGCCUCUUGUGCGGCUGCUGAAAGCAUGUCCUAGAAAAGGAGGCAACCCUAGCUAACUUGUCGACAAGCAGUUAGUUGGAGGAGGGAAAAUUACAUAUGUAAUCAAGGAAACAGUAAAAUAAAAGUCAAUUGCUUUCCCAUCAGGCAAGGGCUCUUUAAUCUCAGGGAACAGAACACAGAACAGGGACAACAUCUGGGCUCCAAUUUGGGGUAGAAGGAAAUCAGUAUCCCAGGGAUGAAGCAGGGCUCAAUUUGUGCCGGGAUUCACCAGGUCUGAGCCCCAGCACCUACCUUCAGUGAAAGCUCAUGGGUCAACCCACAUUUUGAAGGAAUGAUGGAGGAGACAUUAACAUCAUGGCAAAUUGGUGGGUCGUGAAGUGAGGGCUUCAUGGAAGAGAGGGCUUUCGGUGGCUACUGACCAUGAUGGCUGUCCUCUGCUUCCACAGUUGAAGGCUUCUAAAUACCAGCUCCUGGAAAACGCAGGAGGGGAGAGGGCUCUUGGGCCCGGAUCCUGCUUACAGGUUUCCCACAGGUCAGCCAUUGUGAGAACAGGAUUGUGGAUUAGAUGGGCCAUUGGCCUGAUGUAGCAGACCCUCCUUAUGUUAUGUUCUUAUCCACUGUCGGCAUGGAAGUCUUCAGUUUCUUUCUUUCUUCUCUUAAUAUCACUCCUGGGUUACCGGGGAGAAAAACAUUGAGGGCUGCCCAGAGGAGCUGCAGCUACAAGUCUCUCCACAACCAACAAAAAAAUCCCCAUACCUCUGCAAUUUGCUGAUUUUAGCACUCUUUCAAAUUCAAAACUCAAGCAGACAGUUCUAGUUUCGGAGCCUUUUGGCUGAGCACCAGCGGAAAUUGUGGUGCUGAGAAGCAGGAGGGCAGCGUUUCAUGGUGGCUUCCCCAUACGGAAAUAGUUGUGCGAAUCAGCUGCCCUCGGGCUGUUUUCUUGCUUAAACUUUGAUAUAAGCUCUAGAGAUUUGAACAGAUUACCCCUGAGCACACACAGAGUGCACUCCCUGCUCAUCUUUGUUGCCACUGAGGAGUCUCUGUAGUUUCUCAUUCAGGUGUUAGGAAGAAAGGCUUACAAUUCUGGAUGCGGUGGGUGCAGGUAUAUUUGAAUCUCUGCUCUUUUCCUAAAAGUGUUGGGGGUGGGUGGGAAUAAAGCACUGGGAGGUUUAACAAAAAAAAAAGAAGUCAAAAUUUCAGAAGGUGAGAGAAAAAUAAACAUAUCUGCCCUUUUUUCAUGGCAAGGAGACUCCUUGUUCCACAAUGCAACCUUCUCUUCCCUAGGGAAAUAGGUUGUCCUAGAUCAGGGGGCCUCCAUUUGUAAUGGGAUUACAACUCCCAUCAUCCCCUGUCCAUCAGCUGUGUUGUUUGGAACUGUUGGGAGUUCAAGUCCAACAACCUCUCAAGGUCCACAAGCUCCCUGUUCCUGUCGGAGAUGUAAAUCACGCUAGGCACAAAUACUGGGUGUCAUUAUAAAAUACCCUUUCAAAGUUUCAAUUCACAAUGACCAUUUUGAUACUGUAAUCAAGGCUUGAUCUACACUGAUCUGGAAAACGCCAUAAAAAUAUAUAGCUCCCGAUGCAAUUUCUCUUUGGCGACAGAUCGCUGCUCUACUACGCCCUCUGGUGUCACAUUUUUAUAACACAUUUUUAAAGUUAUAACUCCCCAGUGUAGAUUAGUCCCUGAAGCCGCAACCAUUUUUAUCUUUGUCCUGGUGAAUAGCAUUGUGGUCAGCAGCAGCACAAUAUCGCUAUAGACAAGAGUCCACCAAGCUUCUGCUUUUGAAAGAAUGAAGCAAAAACAAAAACAGUGGAACCAGGGGAAAGAAAGCCACUUUGCAGCGAUGACUUCAGUGUCAAAAUGGCUAUGUGAAUAUCCCACAUCCCUUUUCAGACUUUGUCAUAACAAACAGAGAGGCUUCUUGAGUUUCUUCAAAACUUUCCCAACCGUUUCCUCCAAGUCUGUGGCCGCUGGCUAAUCGCCUGUUCCCAAAGUGAGAAGAGAGCAAAUCAGAAAUUGCAGGAAAAUUCUGGCUAGUGGCCAUGAACUCCCUGUAGGUUUACAUAAGGGUGGUGAAGUAUCCUUUCUGACUCUUGCCUCAAUGAAGAUAGGUAAAGGUAAAGGGACCCCUGACCAUUAGGUCCAGUCGUGGCCAACUCUGGGUUUGCGGCGCUCAUCUCGCUCUAUAGGCCGAGGGAGCCAGCGUACAGCUUCCAGGUCAUGUGGCCAGCAUGACUAAGCCGCUUCUGGCAAACCAGAGCAGCACACGGAAACGCCGUUUACCUUCCCGCCGGAGUGGUACCUAUUUAUCUACUUACACUUUGACGUGCUUUUGAACUGCUAGAUAAAUAGAUGCAAAUUUAGUCAACUCCUUCUACACUCCAUUGUUACUGCAAUGACCCCGGUGGGAGAAGGAAAAUAGCAAGUGUUCAUAGAAAAUGGCAGGUGUUGCCUGAUUUGUGCAUAUGCUACUUCACUUUACAGCUGCAUUGGAAUGCAGAAGUUAUAAUGAGUUUUCGUUCAGAAACGUUUCAAGUGACCCUGUCUUGUGGUAUCCAUUCCAUUUUUAAAAAUGUGAUUCCCCGCAAAGAAUAAGCAAUGUACAAUAAUAUCUGCAGUAGAGAAAGUUUUUAAGAACCCAUCGUUUUAACUAUAAAAAUCAACACUUCCUCACAAGGCACCCUGGGAAUUGUAGUUUUAUGAAGGAGACUGAGAUCUGCCACAAAGAAAUUGCAACACUUUCCCUGCAGUUCCCAGGCGGUCAUGUGGGAAGCUCUAACAGUUAAUAUGAUUUUUAAAAGGUUUCAAGUUUAAAAACCAGAACAGAAGCCAGAUUAUGCUGUCACUCACAUUCCAUUCCACUGGAAAAUACUUGAAAUUAACUAAAAGGCCAUAACAAAUCUAUGCUGUUAUGUUACUAUUUUUUUGUACUAACUUGCAAGUUGUAUGAGAAACGUUUUGAGUGCAAAACUGACUCUUUUCUCUGUAAAUAUUUUUCAUGUAAAUUGUUACCGUUGGAUUGUAUUUAGAAUGAUAGGACAUUUUAAAAAGCAACAGCACAAAACUGUUGGAUGUUCGUUGUUCAAUACUAAUAAAAUGGAAUCAAACUUUUG